GUGAUUCUGAGGCGAAGCCGAGGCAGCGAGAGUGCAGUGAUGUACUUCAGAGGUUAGGGGGCAUGUCGGGGGGCGCGAGGGGAAGGCGGAGGCGGGCGAGACCGUCCUCCUCUCCUCUCUUUGUAUGCAGCGUGGCUGCUGGGUCCUGCGCGCGGGGUGGCGCCCAGCUCCCUCCUCCCCAGGCUCCCGCCCCCUGCCGCCGCCCCAGACCCAAGCCCAGCCCGCCCCGACUGGCUCUCUUCCCCCACUCGCUGCCUCCACCCCCCGGGCGGUGUGAGAGCUGCGUUCGCGUCCGGGCCGGCAAGAUGGCGGCAUCGUCGGGGUCCAGCGGCGCCGAGCUGCCCGGGACUCUGGGGGAGUCGGAGGGCGCGGAGGCGGGGACGCCUCGCGCUCUGGCCCCCGAGGAGAUCGCCCGUAGGCUGCGCGGAACCAGGAGGGAGCUGAGCAACAGGCGCAAGAUCCUGCUGAGGAACCUGCCCGCCGAGAGCAGCAGCCAGGUGAGCGAAACGCCCCCAUUUCUCCCUUUCCCUCGCGGCGCGUGGGGAGCGCAGCUCGGGGCAGAGCCCUCAGAGGGGCGGGGGGGGGGCGACGACGAGCCACGGGUCCCCCGCUUUCCCCGGGGCUGGAGCAGAGAGUUAAUGGGUUGCAGCUGUGGAAGACUUGGUCACUCAAGGAGCGUGACGGGAACCCGUGGGGAGAGAAAAGAUGGCCCGGGGGCUCAUCGUCUCUAGGUAGGGAAGAGGUAAUUUAGAACUUGCCAGGGAUAACGGAGGCGACUGGGCUGGGAGGGAGGCUUGUAGAAGCACAUCCUCUCCAAAGUGGAAGAAGAAGGGGGAGGGCCCCCCCUUUUAAUGUUGGGAAUAAUAAGAUUCCAGAACUUUGCAGGUAAUGAUAAGUGACCCAGGUGGGUAAGUAUCGUCAUUCAUCUCCUGAGAUAGUGGGAGAGAGGGGACGUCUCUAUAAUUGGUUUAAAGAGAACACAUGCAGAAGCCUAAGUCUUGAAAGUUCUAGGAGGGGUUGUGGGCUGGAGGGAGUUAAGGAAGAACACUCCCCUCUCGCUUUCAUAGCAGCAAAACAUGCGGAGUUGUCUUUCGCUUUAUUGCAAUGGAUACAGUGCCGUGGAUAGGAAGUUUGCUUGUUGCCCUGUGUUGGGAUUAUACCUUACACUUGGUGGCAUGAGCAGCAGCUCAGCAGGAACUCCCAUCCCUGAAUAAAGAAAGUCAGAAGGCAGCCAGAAUAGGAGAAAAGAAGCAAAACAAAAUGGGCAUUGCUUCUUGUUCUCCUGUUGGGAAAGCAGAUGAGAUUUUGUUCAACAUCCUGUCUGUGCCUUGUUUUUGCCUUUGGAAAAAACACUUGUAUGUUCUCAUUCUCCCCAAUUUGUUUAUUGCUUUGCAUGUCUUUUACUGUUGCUGAGACCAUCAGUUUUAAUUAUUUUUCAUAUUCACUCACCAAGAAUAUAUAGGGAAUAUGUAGGGUAGGUGGAGGAAAGUUUUGUAAGAGUUUUAUUUUAUUGACUAAAGAACUUGCACAUACUAAAUUGCUUCCCAUUGCUAACAUCAAUGACACUUAACUGGAAUAGAUAGCUGAAGCUGUUUUUCUUUCUUCCCCCUUGGCUUUUCUAACUCUUGUGUAGAAUAACUGUGUUCUGUUGCAAAGGUUGUACAGUAGUUCAAUGAGAAGAUACAGACGUGGAUAGCCAAUAGGAGGUUUUUGGAGUUAUCUUUUUCAGCCUUUUGGGUACUGUUAGAAAUCAUUGUUUUCCAUUAAGUAACAGAUUUGUAGUCUUCAUGAUUGCGCAGGUGCAUCUGAAAAUUGGGGAAAGUUUGGGAAAACAAUAAAGAAGUAGAACUGGGAUUUGUUUUAAAUUGUCAUAGAUUUCCAACUCAAGAUAAGAGGUUUUUGCAAAGGCAGUCUCAAGUUCCUCUAACAUUUACAGUUUUGGAAUAAAAGUAUAAUAAACCCAUGCCAUAUCCAGUUAUAAGUGGUCAAUCUCAUGCAAUAAAACAUGCAAAUUAACCAGGACUUUCUAGCUCCUGUUAUGUUCCUGAAUGCUGAACAAGUUGCCUUAUUCAGUGACAAUCUCUGUGUGCUUUGCUUUAGUGGGUGGAGGUAGGUUAUACAGAAUUGAGUUUUAAAGAGGCUAUUAGUCCCCAUAAAAUUACUGUAUUGAUAUGCAUAAAAUGUUUACUAGUGGUAGGGACACACUUCUAAUGAAAUGCAUUACUGUUAAAAUAGUAAGGCGUUGGCAAGUUAAAGGCAAAGAUUCUAUCAUGAGCAAGCUAAUGAAUGUCACUGAAUGAGUCUGUGGAUAAUGAAAAUGAGUGAUAAAAAGAAGACAAUAUUCUGUUCUGUCAAGUACCACAUAGAAAGUUCCAAAGUCUGGCAUCUUUAUAAUAGAGUGCAAAAUGUUCCAUUUAUUUUAUUUUUUUUAUUAAAUGUAUUUAUUGCUUUUUAAAAAUAAGUCUCAUAUCAACUUGCAAUAAGUUAAAAUACAGGAAAGGUGAACACUAAGAACGAGGCCAUAAAUCAAACCAGAUUAAGAUCUUACAGUUCUUGCAGAGACUGUGCCAGUUCCUUUCAUUUGCUGUGAAGUGGAUAUGAUAAAAAAAACCCUUGAAACCUGUUGUGUUCCUAUUUUGCCCUAUGCAUGGAUACGGAGGCAUUCAAAAUACAAAAGCUCAACUCAAUGUGGACAUCAAUAGACAAUUCCGAUUUUAAGAUCACAGGUGUGCCGAUUGUAAACCCCAUACACUUUCCACCAUCACCCUACUUAAAAUAACUUUCAAAAUCUGUUUUACCAGGAGUGACAGUGAGACAAAAGAAAUAUAUGUGUGCACCAUGGCAAAGAAUUGCUUCUGCAACUUGUCUAUGGUCUGCCUUCAGCCUCAGAUAGAAGUACAUAUUUUUGUGGUUUCAGUGGAACUUACAGGGUGAGAUCUAACUAACUCUUUCCCUGAACAGACCACCCAAAAAUCAAUUGACUUAAAUCUGAGUAUGGUUAAUGUUAGAUAUUGCACAUAAUGCUGAUCAUAUAUGGAUACAAGGAAGGCCUUUAAAAUGUCACAGCAACUUACUUUGAAAUAACGUCCAUUGAACUCUGUGGGACUUGCUGCUUAAGCAAACAUGCGUAGAAUCAUACUGUAAGCCAUUUUAGGUUUCAGCUUUCCAAUUAGCAUUCUGGGGAUUAUUAAUUGAUUUAAAAAUAAUGAGACCUUCAACAAAAUAUCACAUUGUUGAGGUUCCAGCCAGCUAGUUAGAGCUUCUUUCAGAAGUUUCUGUUCCAUUAGAGUGGUACCUCGGGUUAAGUACUUAAUUCGUUCCGGAGGUCCGUACUUAACCUGAAACUGUUCUUAACCUGAAGCACCACUUUAGCUAAUGGGGCCUCCUGCUGCUGCUGCUGGAGCCCGAUUUCUGUUCUCAUCCUGAAGCAAAGUUCUUAACCUGAAGCACUAUUUCUGGGUUAGCGGAGUCUGUAACCUGAAGCGUAUGUAACCUGAGGUACCACUGUAUCUUCAACUUUUCUGUCUCUAGUACAGUGGUACCUCAGGUUACAUACGCUUCAGGUUACAGACUCCGCUAACCCAGAAAUAGUGCUUCAGGUUAAGAACUUUGCUUCAGGAUGAGAACAGAAAUCGGGCUCCAGCAGCAGCAGCAGGAGGCCCCAUUAGCUAAAGUGGUGCUUCAGGUUAAGAACAGUUUCAGGUUAAGUACGGACCUCCGGAACGAAUUAAGUACUUAACCUGAGGUAACACUGUACUCAGUUUUCCAUGCUCACUGAGCAUUCUUGGUGGGUUGCUGAGUCUCCCCAGUCCCCCAUAUAUAUACUUUAAAAACAUUUCUGUACUUUCCCCUAAUCUGCUGAUACUUCUCUCUUGUUCAUGGUCAGUGCUGUUUUGGCCACAUAAGGAACUACACUGUCUGAACGAGUUUGCUGCAUAGCAUAGCUAGAGGAGGGCAAAUAUGUAUUCAGGCUCUUGUCCUGUAAGAAUAAUUGCUUGAAAUAGAUUAAAAUAUUCCUUAAAAUUAUGUACUUUCUGACAGGAAAACAGGUUCAAAUGUUUUUCCGUAAGAGGGAGUCAUACUGCUAUGCUGUGCUGAAAAGUAAUUUUAGGACAUAUGUCUUCAUGGUCCAAAUAGUCCUUGUAAUAGAAACUUGCAAUAGGAUUGCAGGGAUUGUUACCAAAAAAGGAUUUCACUGCCAAGAUGUUUUCAUUUUCAUUAGCCAUGCUGUCUGAGUAUUCUUUAAGCUCAUUCUUUAUCCAGGCUUUCUUGGAUAUCCAUUGGAAUAUUGGAUUACACGUAGAUAGGAGUAAACACAUGGUGUCUAAAUAUAUUUUGCUUUUGGAAAUAUUGCAGCCUCAGAACAAGAAUAAUUUAGAUGAUAAUUUGAAAUUUAUACAAAAAAUCAGUUCAGCAACCAGCCACUCCAGGAUAUUGCCCAGGGAGGGAGCAUUUGCCACUAGCCCAGGGCGGUCCAGGCCGCAUGCAGCCCUCAGUACCUCUUUUGGUGGCCCUCAGCAAUAUUUGUCACCCUCUGCAGCCUUCAUGCUGCCUUCCCGAAGCUGGGUUAUCGAAGCACUGGGCUUUGGUAAGGAGACAUGAGGGCUCUGGCAAGGUCCUAGAGACCUCCAGCCUCCAUCACAAAACCUAGUUAGCGCUUCCCCAGCUUUGGGAAGGAGCUGAGAGGGCUCUGUGACCCUCUCAGAGCCUCUUUCCUAAAGCCCAGCACUUCACUUAGCCAGCUUUGGGAAAGCAGCACAAGGACUGUGUGUGUGUGUGUGUGUGUGUGUGUGUGCGCGCGUGCCAACACCAACUUUUGACUUCACUCACUGCACAACAAGGCAGUGUGCGGCCUGCAGGUUCCAUGUCGAAGUACUUUUGCAGCCUACUUGGUAUGAAAAGUUGGAACGCCCAGCACCAGCCUUUAGUUGUUUAUAUUUUAUUGGUCCUGGGAAAGUUUCUUUAGAAUUGGAUUCACCUCCAUUCCUUGAGGUAGGGAAGAACUGUUCCCUCUUAUAAUGAGGCAUUUGGAGCCUCCCUGGCCCAUCCUGCUAGACUUUGUAAGCCAAGUGGUGCAGAGAUCCAUAGCCUUAUCUACAUCCUCAGACCACAUCAACUGAAACUCAUAUAUCACUAUUGGACUACCCAAUGGGAAAGGGCACUUAGACUGGAGUCCUUUCAGCUGGCUUGCAAUGGACUGGCUUGAGUUAUUCCAACAUUGUGUCUCUAUACUCGAUUUCAUCAAGAUUCUGUAAGUCCUGGAAGCUCAUAGAUCCUUGUCCGUUUAUUUUUAAAUAUACACUUUUAAUUUUACAGACAUCUGAUUAUCUGUUCUAGGGAAACCUCUAGAUACAUGGAGACCAUUCUCUUUAUGUAGAAACUGAUACUUUAUUUGGAGGCAGGGAGUGUUUCAUACUGAUAGGCACUAAGCCACCAACACUCGCUAGUUGAGAGAAUGAUGCCAUAUAUAUGCAUUUGAAACUAAAUUGCCAUAUUUUAUCAUUUGUACUUGUUUUGGAAAUGUUUUCUGGUAGCUUUGUAGUGAUACAUACUUCUGUUUCUUGGCAUUUGAAAAUGGGGAACUCUUAAUCUUUAGUCUUGUGGAAGCAUAGCUUUUGGUUCUGGAAUAUAUUUAUUAAAAUCAGCUGCAAUUAGAAAAGUCCAUUUAAUGAAAAAGCAAGCUUCCCCCCCCCCCCAAACUGACUGCAAAAUAGCAGGUACUCAUCUUUGCUGCUGCUUCAACAUGACUUCAUUUGCCUUUUCCUAGAAAUAAUAAAUUGUGAGAACACAUAAGCUCUUGAAAGUACCAUAGCUUGCUUGGUACAUUAGAAAUCUGACUAUGAUUUAGCAUUUUUAUGAGUUAACAUGCAAAAGUGGACUUUAUUUGAUAGGUUAGAAAAUAUAAAAUGUAUUAGUUGAUAAAACAUUCAUGCGCACUUUCGCAUCUCUGCUUAGUGUCACAAGCUGCAUUUUUCAUAGUUAAAGUCAUUUGCCUCAGAACUAUACUUCCUGUUCAUUGUAGUAUUUAUUUAUUUUAUUUUAAAAAUGUAUAUUCUGUACCACUUAACUACAAUAAUCUCUAAGUGGUGUACAAGUAACUCAAUUCAAUGAAGAUAAAAGUUAGUUCAAGCUAUAAAAUCAGAAUUUCAGUUGUUAAAAUGCCCACUAAUAUAUAUAUAUAUUUUUAAGUCUUCAGUAGGUGCUGGAUGUUUAAGAGGGAGGGGGCCUCUCUGACCUCAACAGGAAGAGAGUUCUACAAAACACUGGACAUAUGGCUCCUGGUGGAUAUAUGCCAUGCAUCUGAGCAAUGGGGGACCACUAACAGAGGCUCACAUGAAGACCCCAGUGAUUGGGCAGGGGUAUAAGGGAUUAGUCACUUCUUUUGGCAACCUGGACCCAAAUUGUUAAAGGCCUUGAACCUGGCCCAAUAGUAAAUGGUCAGCCAGUGCAAGCUUUUAUUUAUCUGUUGGCAUUGCAGUGAGCAGUCUUCUAAUUCUGGUUCCUUUUCAUAAAGGAUGCUGCUAUGAUUUUGCUGGUGCCUCUUAUUUUGUCUAACUAGGAGACUGAAGAAGUACAUAUGCUAGCUAAUGACCAAAGGCUAUACUUAGAUUUGCAGGAAAUAAACAAGAAGAUGAGAUCCUCUCGUAGCAUGGGAUAGUAAGAAAGUCUUAUUAUAGCUAUCUACUUUCUCUUUGUAAUAAUGUGGGCAGCACAGCUAGCUGUCAAGAAGCUAAAAGAGACCGAUCGGCCUUUUCCCACGCUAGUUAAGCUGGUGUAUUGGGAGUUAAGCUGAUUUCGUUCUCUUAAAGUCAAAGGUUAUAAAUUAACUUAACAGAAAGUACUUUGUAGUAGUGGGUUGGUGAUCUAGCUGUCAGUAGUGAAUAAGAAGGUACUAUUUGAGAUGAGAACUGAGAUCAGAGUGUGGGUAGAGUAUGGGGUUUGAAUUGGGGUGACCAUGGAUAAAAUCCUCACUCGGCUGCAGAGCUAAUUGAGUGACCCUGGAGAAUUCCUACCUCACCAUCCUGAUCACAGGGUUGCUACGAGGGUGAAAAAUUAGGUAGCUCUAUUGAUUCCUAGACUCCUUGGAAGAAUAGUGGGAUAGAUGUGGAUGAUAAAUAAUGUGACUGUUGAAUAGUGUUGCACUGCAAGCAAGACACUAAUUUAGCUCCCAAGACACAUGUGAGAAUAUGCAUUCCUUUUGGAAAAUAGCAUUCCUGAAUCUUCUUUCUUAUUUGGAGUUCUCAAAGAAACACUUCACAGGUCAAGAGGCAGACUCUAGCAGCCCUGUUUAAAAGUGUGCUAACAUUGUCAGGUUGUACAGCAGGAAUGGGGAACUGGGUUUCCAGAAGCCUGAGUCCUGGGUUCUUAACUUUGCCCAACCCACCUGGCAUCACUCUGAAAUCAGCUGGCCAAUUCUUCCCUGUGGAGAGUGGCAAGCUGUAUUGCAAAAGAAAAUCCAAGCUAAGCAAGGCCUGAAGCGGCUGCCUGUCAGCUGGUCAACUACCCUGGAGUUGCCACCUAUCAGCUGAAAGGUGGCAGCUUCAAGCCUGCUGGAAUUCGCAUGCCCCACUUUGGGCAGGGGUCAGUUGCAUUGCCAAGUUCCCCAUGCAGAACCCAGUAGUGCAGAUGAUGCCAGCAGGCUCGCGCUCACUGCCAAUCAGCAUUCCUUGCUAAUGCACAAUUGGGAGUGAUAUUAGUUGUGUGGGUCAAGGGGGUGUGAUUAAUGGGUAACUAGAACCCCUGUCGGGCCUAAUUAUAUCCAUGGACUGGAGGCUCCCCACUCCUGUUGUAGAAUAUUGGCCUGGUUUGCAUGAUGCAGUAAGCCAAACUAUGCAUUUGGGGAAUCACACAACCCCCUGCAGAGAAGCCACUUUGCUCCUUCCUGGUACUUCUAUUAAUUCCGUGGUAUACUGAGCUAAGCCACAUUUUACUUAGCGUGUUGCCCAAACCUGGGCUCAUGGUUUAAGCUCUCCCCUUUCUAACCAUUAACCGAAGCCAAGGUUUGUUCUAGGCUGCAGCUUGUGGUUAGUUGAGGAGAUAAGUUGAGCAUAAUAGCUCAGUCAGUAGAGCAUGAGACUCUUAAUCUUAGGGUUGCGGGUUUGAGCCCCACAUUGGGCAAAAGAUUCCUUCAUUGCAGGGGGUUGAACUAGAUGACCCUCAUGGUCCCUUCUAACUCUGAUUCUAUUAUAAGCUCGUGUUCAGGCAACUUGCUGGUCUAGCUCAGCAUGGAGUGGCAGUAAAACAGGACUGAGGAAGAGCAAAGCAGCUGCGAAUUUGGUUUGCCAUGCCGUGCUAGCUAGGCCAUUGUUUAAAGUACAGUACUACUUGCCAGAAAGCAUAACAAAUUCCUAUAUAUAGAGACAGGCUUAGCCGAUCAUUUUAGUGAGUGAAUCAUUUUUAAAAAUAUUGUUUUAUAGGUGUCAGCUAGGGAUUGUUUUUAUUUGAUGGGUACUCCAAGGGGAAUGAUGUGUGCUGACAAAUUUCAGAAGAUGCAUGUGUGAGUUUCAGGCAUGCUUUCAACCUUCUGUAAACAUCAAAUAUAUAUUUACACAUAACAAAUUGGUCGUGUACUGACCAUUCCUUCACUUUAGUGAUGGUGAUUUAAGACUCCAAAGAAAUGUGCCUUUCUCUCAUCUCCCUAUGCCAGUCAGAAUCCCCAUUCUGGUCACAACUCCCCCCCCCCUUGCAUUUAACCCACCAUAAGGCAGAUGUAUUGGAUUGCUGAGUAGUAGCAAUAACAUACUAUCAGUGUAUGUAGAUAGCCUGAGGAGCAGCAUCAUGUUUUAUUAACACAGCAUUUGACAGCUGUUAACCGAUGAAAUAAGAGACUAGUAUCCAAUCUGACUAAAAAGAAUACACUUGAUCCUAUUCAGAUCAAACCCCUAUUACCCACUAAGCUAUGUAUAUUGAAUUAGCAGAUUGGCAAGGUGGGAGUGUGUUGUGAUCUAGGGCACUUUGUAGAGUAGAAGGAUGUGUCGUAACAAAUUCAGUUUCAUUGGAGACCCUCAAGGCAGAGUGAGUGUGUAAAUAUAUCAUAAUCAGUCUGAUUAGGGCCAAGUACUCAUUGUUUUUAAUGCAACAACAGGGCCUUCUUGGUCACAGUUCCUCUCCCUGGUGUGGUACAUCUGUCUUGCUCAUAAUUAACAUUAUUAUUAACAUGUGGAAUUUAAAGAACAUUUCUGUUCAACCAGCCAUUGGUGGCUGAAAGAUACUGUUCCUGGCAACUUUGAAAUUCUUUAACCUGUGAGGAUAUUUUAUUGUUUUUGCGUUGUUCUUUUAUGUUUUGUUGUUUCGGGAGGAAAGACAGAAUAAAAAUUUAAUCAGUAAGUAAAAUUUGCCACGUCUUUCUGUAGAACAGGGCUGGCUAACCUUUGGUGCCUCCAGAUGUUGUUCUUAAUCUCCCAUCAAUCAUGGUCAUACAGUCCAACAACAUUUGGAGCAUCACAAGUAAGCCAUACCUGCUUUAGAAAAAUCUGUGGGUAGACUGGGAGGGUAGCACAGGCCUCCCCGGUAUAGUUUUCCAAAUCAAAAUCUCCAUAUGAAACUGAUUAUUGUUCCAAAGGUGCUAUUUGAAGGGCAAAUAGCCACAUCAGGGGUGAUUUCUGGUAGCAAAUGGCCCAGCAGGAAAUGGUUAAACUCUCCUCCAGCACAGCAGUCCUGACCUAGAUUGGGAGGCCAUACCAAAUGCUCUUUUUAAAAGGAAGAGACAUAGCCAGUUGCACAUUAAUUGAAAACAAUGUUCCACAGUGUGCAGGUCGACUCCUAGUCAGGUUGAAAUUCUGAUACAGGCACUCCUCGCAUGCUAGAUACACCAGGAGAAGCAGCAGCUAUGCCAACCAUAAACUGAAAUCAAAAUAAACUGAACAGUGCAACAUAAAUGGGCAAUGAAUAUGAAAGUAGCAUUAGAUUAUGAUUUGGAUAGAUUGUUAUUUGGAAGUUGUAAUAAAAGUAGCAAAAAAAAAAAAAAACCCAAAACAAAAGAAACAAAAAACAAAUACUAAUAAUGGUUGUAUCUAGUUGGCACAAGGAAUUUUGCCUGUGCUGGGGAACUUCCUCUCUCCUUUUCCUGUGAGCUCCCCCAAAUCUGUCCUGCCUUCCAUCCCACCACACAACCCUGUGAAGCAUGGGGGGGGGGGGAGGAGAUGAAGUUCCAAUGCACAGGAUGAAGUCCUUGUGCUAUAUGACUUCUCUGGAUGCAAACCAGUGUUUUUAGUUGUAAAUUGUUUUGCAAGAAGAGACUCAAAAAUUAAAUUAAUAGUGCUUGUUUACACCCCCAAAGUAGACCUAAUUAUUUUUAUAAUAAUCAAUAUCUAUGUAUCUCUUCCUGUGCUGUGGGAUUCCACUACAGUGGUACCUCGGGUUAAGAACUUAAUUCGUUCUGGAGGUCUGUUCUCAACCUGAGGUACCACUUUAGCUAAUGGGGCCUCCUGUUGCUGCCGCGUCGCCGGAGCAUGGUUUCUGUUUUCAUCCUGAAGCAAAGUUCUUAACCUGAGGUACUAUUUCUGGGUUAGCGGAGUCUGUAACCUGAAGCCUCUGUAACCCGAGGUACCACUGUACAGUGGUGCCCCGCAAGACGAAUGCCUUGCAAGAUGGAAAACCCGCUAGACGAAAGGGUUUUCCGUUUUUCGAUGCGCUUUCCAGGACGAAUUUCCCUAUGGGCUUGCUUCGCAAGACGAAAAUGUCUUGCGAGUCUUGAGAUUUUUUUUCGCUCCCCCCCCCUUUUUCUAAGCCGCUAAUAGCCUUUUAGCAGCUAAGCCGCUAAGCCGCUAAACCGCUAAUAGCCGCUAAACCGCUAAUAGCGCUAAGCCGCUAAUAGGGUUGCUUCGCAAGACGAAAAAACCGCUAGACGAAGAGACUCGCGGAACGGAUUAAUUUCGUCUUGCGAGGCACCACUGUAUUAUUGUUUCAUCAUUACUUUUUUCCACCUUUCCUUUCUCUUCUAAACUACCGUAUUUUUCGCUCCGUAAGACGCACUUUUUUCUUCCUAAAAAGUAAGGGGAAAUGUCUGUGCGUCUUAUGGAGCGAAUGCGUGGUCCCUGGAGCCAAAUUGCACAGGGGAAAAAAGCAGAUCAUGCUCUUUUUUUUUUUUUUUUUUUUUUGAAAGAGGGAAGUGGGUGUUGAAACAAAGCCGCUGGUCCACAAGCGAUCGGGAGGGAGAUAAGGGACGCUAGCAAUAAAGUAGGCUGCCUGGGAGGGGGGGAGGUAAAGACAGCGAACUUGCAAGGAGAGGAGACAGGAAGACUAAAGCAAUGAGAAGAGAAAUUAGAAGAAAAGGAGGAGCAAAAAACUGCUCCAGCUAAGGAAAAGACACUAAGGCAAACGAGGGAAGGGGGUGUUGAAAGCAAGCAGCUGAUCGGCAAGCGAUCGGGAGGGAGAUAAGGGACGCUAGCGAUAAAGGAGGCUGCCUGGGACAGGGGAGGUAAAAGCCCAUGGAUCCUCAGGAUUUUUACAUUGGGUCACCCCAAAUUCAACAUCAGAUCGCAUAGCAUGUCCAUGGCUACAGAGUGCACACAAAAAAAAUCACACACCCACUGUUGCGUGGGGCCGCAAUGGCGCAAAAACGUGGUUACAAAGCAUGGAUCCACAUGGAUUCUCAGGAUUUUUCAUUGGGCUACCACAGCAUGAACCACAAAAAUCAUACAUACACUGUUUUGUUCAGAAUAUUUUUUUUUCUUGUUUUCCUCCUCUAAAAACUAGGUGCGACUUAUGGUCAGGUGCAUCUUAUGGAGCGAAAAAUACGGUACUUUCCUUAAGCAUGAGGUUUUGCAGCCCCUGUUUGUUGUGGCUAUAAUCACCUAUUUUCCUUUUCUUCUAAAGCUCAGAUUAACAGUUUUGUAAUGUCAUAUAGUUCAGACAUCUUAGCAUUUUCUCAUCAUUGCAUUUCUUGAAGUAAACUUUCUGUGAACUUUACUUUCUGUAUUACCCCUCCACAAAAUGACUCAGUUCAUAUACCAUAGUAAAACAAACCUUAGUUUACAGAUUGUGGUUUAUUGGGAGCAAAUACUGGUUCAGGCAUAGCACUAAGCCAGGAGUUGUGGUGAGUUUCCCCUAUGCAAUUGCAGGGAGAAAGCAAAACAGCCCAGAAUGGUGUGCGUUCACAGUCAACCAUUAACUAUGGAAUAAGCCUGUUAUGCCAACAGGCUCAGCAUAUUCUUCUUUGAUGAGGAAAAUCUCAUGUCCCUUCUGGAACUAUCUUGAUUUUACCAGCCCAAAUAUGGUCUCUAUAUACAUUGCCUUGUCUCUAAAUCUCUGAGUUUAUUGUCCCUCUGGUGAGUCUAUAAAGUUCCCAUUGACCCCCAACCCAAUUUCUAAGUCAUUGACAAGAGAGGAGAAGCACAUGUUCCUUUUCAGUACACAACAGGAAGAGGAUGCAACACCCCUUGGAAAAAAAUAAGAAGCAUUUAGCACCUGUGAAACAGGUGCUAGCUGCUGAAUUCCUCAGGGAUGUGCACAGAAUUGCCUAAUUAUAGAGGAGGGAAAAUGCAUUAUAAGAGUAGUACUGUGUAAGUUCAUUGAAAUGCUGAAAAUAAUUGUGUUCUCUAAUUAUACUUCUCUGUGACCUUGUUUGCAAUGGUAAGAUGCACAGUUUCAGAAUGUAGUCUUGGUGUGUUGUAGAAGCACACAGUAAAAUUUGGGAGCAUGCAGACUUUCCCCUAUGACUUUAGAUAAUGCUAACUACUUAUUGACAUGGUGUUUAAUGCUGUAUCUUUCAAUAAAAUGUGACUGCUGAAGUUUGGAUCAAAAAUUAUAUUUUUGAUAUUUCAUUUCUGUGAAGAACAAGGCAAUCUAUCUCAGUAAGAGAUUUCAUUUUAAACAGAAGCAGUUUUGCUGUACAGUGCAGAAUAAAUACCAUUGAGUUGCAUUAUUAGCAGUGGUCUACAUCAUCCUUAUCUGGCAACUCAGUAUGCCAGCCUUUUAUAGUUCUUUUUUUCAUUAGGCAAAAAGUAACUACUCUAUUAAUUCCACUUUUCAAAGGACAGAGCUUGUGGUUGAAGUGAGUGCUCACUCAUAUUGAUUCCUAAUUAAUGUUUUGUAUAGCAGUAUGUCUAUGGAGUAAUUCUUUAUUUGGAACAAUUCGAAAACCUUAACAUUAAAAUAAAAAUGUUCAGUGCACUGAGUUUCUUCUGAUGGAUUGUGUUGUUUUUUUCUUUUGCCACCUCCCCAGGAAAUCCAUAAUUUAUUAAAAGACUUUGAAUUGAAGUACUGUUAUGUGGACAAAAAUAAAAGAACAGGUAAGAACCAAGAAGUAUUAUUUAUUAAUCACCUUCCACACAUUGCUUACAGCUUAAAAAACCAGUUAAAAACAAGUGAUGUGUGUGUAUUUAUUUAUCUAGCUGUGUGUGUGUGUGUGUGUGUGUGUGUGUGUGUGUUUGUGUAUAUAUACACACACAAAAAGAGUUUACGCCCAUGGCGGAGAACUAGGACUAUAAGAUUUUGCAUACAGAGCUAGUUAAGUCCAUAAGACACACAUGUAGUUAAACUGUGACUUCAGUGCCCUUGUUCACACAUAAUGCAAAGCUGUGGUUUAAUGCUAUAUGAAUGAGCCUUGAAGGAUUCUGAAACUGACACUCCCCAUGUCUGUUAUCCCAUUGUUUGCAUGGGAACUUAGCAUGUGCAUUGGAACCUCUUGUGUGUGCAAGGAGUACGGAAAUGUUGCCAGAUUCAAUUAUUUCAAUAUUAUCAGAACUGCCUUGAAUUUCCUUUGGUUUAAUCAGAAGUCUUUCAUUGGUCUUAUAUUCACGUUCAACAACACAAUUUAUUUAGUAUGAAAAGCAGGGCUUCCUUCCUUCCUGUUUAACUCAAGGAUUAAACACCAGCAGUGAGUGAGGCCAGAGCCAAAGUGGGUAAAGCCGGAGCCACCCCCAAUAAGAAUAAGAAUAAGAAUUUAUUAUUUGUACCCCGCACAUCUGGCUGGGUUUCCCCAGCCACUCUGGGUGGCUCCCAACAGAAUAUUAAAAGCACAAUAAAACAUCAAACAUUAAAAACUUCCCUAAACAGGGCUGCCUUCAGAUGUCUUCUAAAAGUCAGAUAGUUUUCCAUUUCCUUGACAUCUGAUGAGAGGGUGGGUGCUACCACCGAACAGGCCCUCUGCCCAACUCUUUUUCUCUUCUUUCUCUCUGCCACACAAGCUUGCACUGCAUCAGUCAUCACCCAUUCACCAUCAACUCUCCCUGCCACUCAUUGCGUUAAUCUAUUCACAUAUACACAAAGAACUCUCUUUCCUCCACUUCCUCCUCCUCCUCUCCUCUCUCCCACCCUUUUUGCUCUCUCCUUCCCUUUCUUGCACCUUUCCUCCUGUCCCCAUGGGGCAAUUCGACUUAGAUCAAAAGCUUCCAUUGGCACCAGUGGAAGCUUUGCCUCCUAAGUCUAAUGGUGGCAGGGCAGUGGUGGUGGCAGCUUAUAGGAAGGUCUUACUGUCCCCUCCCAAAAAUGUAAAUUGCCCCCAUGCAGUGGUUAGACUUCUUAAUGGUUUUGUAGUUUGUAGGCAUCAUAAUAUAAUUCCUUUGAGCAAAAUAGGAAUUAGUAGUUUAUAAACAUCACACUUACUUCGUUUCAGUUUCACUACUGAUUGCUAACAUAUUUUCUAGAACAUGAAUUGUAUUUAUUUAUAUAAAUAAAUAAAUAAAAUUUAUAGAUGAAUAACAGAAUAUAUAAGGGUGGUGGUAUCACACAUCCUGAUUGGUCAAAUUGUGCAAUACAUAAUUUUUUUGAGGAAACAGCUGUUUCCCUUCAAUUACAAAACAUAUUGUAAGUUAUAAGAAAGCUUUGUGUAACUGGUAUCUAAACCAAAGCCUUAAUGAUACAGUAAUAUUUACUCUAAUCUAUCUAUGUAUGUGCUUAAUUAGUAUAAGAUGGUCCCAGCUACGAUUCAGUUAAACCUGCUUAAAAAAAAAAAAAAAGUGUCACUAUGCUUAUAAUUUAUUUAGUAAACCUUUUAGACUUGAGGAUAGUGUAACCUCUGAUUAUUCAGGCUUGAAAGAAAAUGUUAGCAUUCCUGAUUCUCAGUGGUAUCAUCUUUCCACUCAGUUUCACUUCUACUUGAGCUUCGGUGUUCAGUAGAAGCAGAUGAUUAAUAGGCAAUCUGGAAUAAAAGAUGUUUUCUGUUUUAAACCAUAAUCUUGCAACCAGAGCUUCCUGGAAUUGAAUUUCAGGAAAAGGCUCUAUUGAAAUAUGAUAUGUCAGCAAUAACUCUAAAAGGUUACAGCACAUGAGGCAGCACAGUCACCCCCACAGACACAUCAUGGCAAUUUUUGACAAAACACAUGGUGAGGGAGGAGGGGGCACGGAAUUAAUAGGUACAUCCCAUGUUACUUGGUUUUUAUUUAACAUUAUACAGCUGUGUUUGUUUUGAGCUGUUGACCACACUACUAAUAAUAUUUAAAGUAUGCCCUCGCAUAGUAAAGACAAAGAAUAUUUUCUAAGUAAGCCUUGCUUGUACAGUGGUACCUCGGGUUAAGUACUUAAUUCAUUCCGGAGGUCCGUUCUUUACCUGAAACUGUUCUUAACCUGAAGCACCACUUUAGCUAAAGGGGCCUCCUGCUGCUGCCAUGUCGUUGGAGCACAAUUUCUGUUCUCAUCCUGAAGCAAAGUUCUUAACCCGAGGUACUAUUUCUGGGUUAGCGGAGUCUGUAACCUGAAGCGUAUGUAACCCGAGGUAGCACUGUACAGUGAUUAGUACAUAAACAAUAUUACUAUAGAACUGGGAACUAUCUAUGCUUAGGGUGGUGGCAAGGGGAUCUUCCUCCCCAACAGUCCCCUAAAAAGCCUCAUCCGGAGGGCUGGGGAACCCUUAGGAAAGGCCUUAUAUUUUUAAAUAGGGGAUUACGGGGAAAUGGGCAUGGCUUCCCCAAAAUGAAUCCUGGGAACUGUAGUUUAUCUUUCGCAGAGCUGUAAUUCUUAGCAUUCUUAACAAACUACAGCCCCCAGGAUUCUUUGGGAAAGUUGUGUGCUUUAAAUAUAUAAUGUGGAUAUGACUUACAUUUGUAAGAAUGGAACAUCCACUUUCUAUGAGCAAAGAGAACUGUAACCAUGAAUUCUCAAACCUUUACUUUGCUUCAGAAUUCAGGAAGAAGAAGAAAAAGCAAUAGGCCCUGAUUUACAUUUUACACUGUUGCGUUCGUAUGGAGCCCCCGGUCGUCUCACGGACUAUUGACCCGUACACCUACUAAUCCGCUGCCACCAGCCAGGUCCUCCCUGGUAAAAUCACUUCAGUCUCAAUCAGCUUUUCAAUUAAUAAAGAAGAGUGUAUUUUAUUUCAGACACAAACAAAACUUUUACAGCAUUCAAAAUGUUGUUGCUCUUUACUUUGUUAGUCUUAUUUUCCUCUCUCUAUCUCUUCUACCUCCCCACACUCAAGAACCCACGGCCCUAACUGUCUCUCUAUUACCAACUGCCUUUCCCAACCAGCCAACCCACGAAAACCCACCAACAACUCCCAACCAACUCCUCCCAGAACUCCUCCCAGAACUGGUUUUAUAAACCCACUGACUCCACCCCUGUCCUGUCUGUGCAACCUAUUUAACUAUUUCCCCUCCAGCACUCUCUCAUAUAUGUUAACGUCACAUACCCUAUCCAUUGUUUUAUGUUUAUUGUGAUCUUGGGGCACCACAAAAGUCAACCACCAACUUCGUAAUAAAUGCCGGUACUUUCCUUGCUCUGAGGCUCAUCCGACAAGCCAACAUUGUUGCUGAAGAUGAAUUGUGGUAGACUAUGUAAAUAUCUGUUGCUGUUUUUGCUUUCUUCCAGCUUUUGUUACUUUACUGAAUGGAGAGCAGGCUCAGAAUGCAAUACGGUUGUUUCACCAAUACUCCCUUCGAGGAAAAGAAAUCUCAGUGCAGCUUCAGCCAACUGAUGCCCUGCUCUGCAUUACCAACUUACCACGCUCCUAUACACUGCAAGAGUUUGAAGAGUUGGUGCGGCCCUAUGGCAAUGUUGAAAGACACUUUUUGAUUUAUAGUGAAAUCACUGGGUAUUCGAAGGGCUAUGGUUUUGUGGAAUACAUGAAAAAGGAUUCUGCAGCUAAAGCUAGGUUGGACCUUCUAGGGAAACAAGUAGGUGGGAAUGCCCUUUUUGCUCAGUGGAUGGAUGUCAAUCAGUUAACUCCAGAACUCAUACAUUCAAAGUGCCUUUGUGUGGAAAACCUCCCUACAGACUACACAGAUGCAGAGGAUCUGAUGCAAACUUUUUCGUCGAAAUAUAACCCUGUGUUUUAUCAGGUAUGUAGGACUUUUAAAGCCACAGCUCUUGUCUUUGGGGGCUGUGUGGUUUGACUACUCACCUUACAUGGACUUUCCUUUGUUUGAUUUUUAGCGUAAUAUGUUCAAGCUGGUGAAUGAUUAUAGUACAGCUCCAGUAGUAGUAUAAAGGUUUAUUAGGGUUGGGUAUGGCUGGCCUGCAUUAGUCACCUGAAAAUUAUGUAAAAGGCCAUCUGGGCCACUUCCUUGCAUUUACAGAAUUUCUGUUUGAGGAAGGAAUUCUGGGAAACAUUUUAAACUUUUACUUAUAAAUCUUAGAGUUUCUGGUAUUUCAGGGGAGGGGAGUCGGAAACAACAGAAUAAAGCUCCCUCAGUAUAUAUAAAAAUGUUAUAUUUUAGAACCCCAAAUUGGAAUUUAGAAAUCAUUUACUGUAAAUUGGUAAAGAUAACCUACUGACUGAGGAAAGCAAUUGAGACAUCUGAUGAAGUUGUCUCAAAUUCAUGAAAACUUGUGCCGCAAGAAGUCUGCUAGACUUCAAGAUUCCAGAAAACUCUCUGUAGUCCCCCCUCCCCUUCAGUAGACUUCAGUUGGCAAUCUCUUUGGAUACUAGAAAAGACAGGGGCAAGAACAUCACCUUUGUUUUGAAGGGGGUGAAUGGGAUUAGACAAUUUAAUACUGCUUGUUUAUAGUAUUGGAGAGGGGACUAUAGCUCAGUGGGUAAAGUAUAUGUUUGCAUGGAGAAGGUGCCAGACUUAAGCUCCAGGAUUUCCAGUUAAAAAUAUAUUGAAAGCCAGAACUUAGAAGGUCUUCUGCUUGAGACCACGGUGAUCAGUAUACUGGACUAGAUGCCACAAGACUGCUCCAUGUGUUCAUAGUUAUUUCCAUUGUGCUGAGAAACAUCCUUAUAUUUAAUAUUUUUCUUUCUUCCCUACCUCUUCCUUUUAAACUAAUUUAAACUAGCCCCUUCUCUUAAUAUAUGUUGGAGAUACGUUUGUCUUAGACUAUUUCAGCUGUGGGCUGUUUAGUCACAGAUGUUAUUUUUUUCUAAACAUUAUUCCAGUUUUGUUUACAUGUAGUUUUGGAAGAAUGUACACUGCUUCCUAUCUCUUUGACCUGUCACAAUAUUAUUGUCUAAGUAUAUAAAUAUGUUGGGUUGGUGUGUUUUUUUACAGCCACCUUUGUGGCUUAAGGAUAUAUUUUAGGAUAUUUUUGGUUGAUAGGCAUGGUUUAUUAUGAAACUUCAAUGCAUUUUGAUAGGGUUUGCACCGGUUGAUUAUACCUAUUAUGUUUUUAAUGUUGUUCCAGAGUGAUUCCAUAAGACAAAAUAAACAGCUGAUGCAUGUUUAUCAAAGGGCAGAAGCUUUCAGCUGGCAUGAAAUAAGCCCUGAUGAGCUCUAUAUUUCCUGUGAGACAAAAUCGUUUUAGAUGUUUUGAAAAUGGGAUACAAAUAAAUUACCGUAUUUUUCGCUCUAUAAGACGCACCAGACCAUAAGACACACCUAGUUUUUGGAGGAGGAAAACAAGAAAAAAAUAUUCUGAAUCCCAGAAGCCAGAACAGCAAGAGGGAUCGCUGCACAGCGAAAGCAGCGAUCCCUCUUGCUGUUCUGGCUUCUGGGAUAGCUGCGCAGCCUGCAUUCGCUCCAUAAGACGCACACACAUUUCCCCUUACUUUUUAGGAGGGAAAAAGUGAGUCUUAUAGAGCAAAAAAUACGGUAGUUCACUGUGGAACCUUCAAGAUAUAUAGAAAUGCAGCUAGUUUUUAUUCAUUUUACUAUUUUUAUUGUAACAUAUGUUAAUUGUAUUACUAAGCUUUGUAACACUGGUUGGACGUUGUAUCCAACAAACAAUCCCUGCUUUUCACUAGUCGAUUUGAUAAUUACAUAAAACUGACGCCAUCCAUAUCUUCCUAGGGAAUACUUAUGUGACAGUAAAUGCUACUGAAAUAAGUCUUAAGUUGUUGGUGGUGAUCCAGAAGGGUACAUGUGCCAAAUUCUUUCCUCUGGCCAAAUAUCAAGGUCUUUCCCCUCCUCCUCCUCCUCCUUCUCCUUCUCCUUUACUGCAGCAUAACUCUCACCUCUAGUGAAACGCAAACAGCUUUUGUAACAUGGCUAUUUAAAAGGCAGCUUCUGGUGCGUUUUCGGGAGACUGCUGCAAUCCUGCAAAGAAGCAAGAAAACUAACAUUUGCACGUGUGCAAAGCAGUUGGUUUCCUGUACCUCCGCCAAUAACUGAGGUGUCAAAACUAAAUAUAUACCACCAGCUAGAAUUUCAUUGAAUUUUGCAGAUGUCACCACUGCAGUUUUUCAUAUUAUUUAAAAUGCAAAACUUUUCAGCCAAACUGUACAUGAAAAAAAUUAGUAUUCCUCACCCAUAGGAAAGAAAUGCAAGGGGGGGGGCGGGGAAUGUGCCCAUGGUUUCAAAAUAAUCCCCAGUUUAAUUCCGUCCCUUAAUGCUCCAUAAAAUAACUGUCAAAUUUAUUUCAUAGCUCAAGUUCUUCAUGAGAUUAGAUGGCAGGGCAGCAGUAAUUCAAGUACAGUUCUGUGUGGCUGUCAUCUGCAAAAUAUUUGUGUAUUAAAUUUAGCUUGGAGGGAGGAGUGAUCAGCAAUGUUAAUCUGGUCUUAGAAACACAUUACUUAGUAUUUUUCACAGGUGGUUCGUGCUUGAGGUGGAAGGAUAUAGUGCUGUCUGGAAACUGAUAUAGAGAGCAUGUACUUCAUUCAUUGUGUUGUGAAAUGUCCCUUCAGCUUGCUCAGGAUGAAGAUAGCUCGGUUGAUGGCUUUGCAGUCGUUGAGUAUGAGACAGCAGAGCAGGCAGAGGAAGUCCAGCAAGGCACAGAUGGCUUGACUUUCAGAGAGAAGAGAGUGCAUGUUUCUUAUUGUGCUCCGGGAGCUCCAGGGCGUGGAACUCUUGCUACACUUAUAGCAGCACAACGCAUGGUAAGAGACUGUACCACACCACCACCCCCCCCGGGAAAAACAUGUGACAAAUGCAUUUAGGACACUGGACAUAAAAAACUGAAUUAUAUAUUUAUAUGAUGGCUGUAUCUUUGGGCAUGGUAGGCAAUUAGUGGCUUUGUUCAUACAUAGUACUGACCCAGGUCAUGAUUUAGCAAGAACGAACAAGUAUGCAGAUACCCACUCUUGACUUGGCAAGAAUGAACGAGCAUGUGACUACUCUGGGGGCAAAUCAUGGCUGCUUUGCUACUUAGCUACCAAAAUUAUGGCUUAGCAUUACGUGUGAACUUGUGCUCAUAGUUUGUCUCCCAGAAAGGAGUGAUGAGCAGUAAGCCGUGAACAAACUUUGGUUAAGGCUCAUGGUUUGUUGAGAGUGAGACAACCCGGGAGCCCAGAUUUGUGUGUAGAACUAAACCAAAUCAUUACUUAGUUCUGCGUAGCAUGGCAGCGACAGAAGUUGCGGAGGAGUAAAGUGGUUGUGGUUUUCUCCAUGGAAACUCACACAGCUACUCAUUCUUGCUAAGUCACAAUUUGGUUUACUUCUUAACUGGGCUCCUGAUAAAACUGUUCUUAGUUAUAAACACUGUGGUUUUCCCAGGUUUUCUCUCCCACCUUGUUUGCAUCACUAGCGUAUGAUAUGGUGAUUCUUGCAAUUUUUUUCCUGAACUACAAGCCAAUAAAAUCUCUCCUGAAAUUUGAGCCAAAGGCACCUGUAUAUAUGCCUAGAAUGUUCCCCUUGAUGGAUUAGGUCUAGCUACCUAAUUUUGUCUAAACUCUUUGGUAUUUAAAAACACAAAGGCCAGAGGGGGUGGUUAUUGAGUUUUGUCUGACGCUUCAGAGCACUGUAGUUAAGCAAUUUUGGAAAGAAUUGCUUCCAUAAGAGAGUGCUAUGCCAUGUUAAAAACAGGCGGUGCUAGUAGGCAUGGUACUGACCAAAAAGCGGAGAAGUAUACAACAAUUUCAGGAUAGUGGAGUUGGCUUAAUUUCAUGCUUGAUGAGGAGUGAGGCUUUCAUGCCUUGCUUGUCAUAAGAGAUUAUUCCUCGGAAUGUUGGGUAGCGAGGUAUUACUGGAAGUUGUGAUUUUUGUAUGCAGCCUUAGAUCAGAAUGAAUUCCACUGCGUAUGUAAUAGUGACUCACAAACUUCCUUAGGACAUAAUGUUCUUUUCCCUCUCACCCAAUUUUGAAUUUUCUGGCAAUGGCCAGUAUGACAUGGCAAUCGAAAGGAAGAAUGAAAGCAAUAGGUAGCACAAAUGAGUAAUGUGGAGUAUAAUACGGCUUGAUAAACAAAAGAAGAGCAAGAUGCCAUGUAGGGCAAAGCAACUUUGGCACUCGCAUACUGGACCUUGGUGCAAAAGCCUUGCAUAUCACCUACAUCUAGGAUGCCAGCCAGAUUUUUUUUAAAAUGAAGAACCUUGGGAUUCCAUUUUGCAUAUGAAACCACUGAAGCACAGCCCAAUAAUACCUCAAAAUGAGAAAAACAGAGUUUUAUUUUUUAUUAGAAUGUAAUGCCGACAUGCUGAGAAACAGGCUGCUAAAAUCUCAACUCCUUUGUUCUUGGAUGUGUGUGCUCGUGUAACCCACUGGUAACCCAUUGGAAAAUUGGAAAUUUUCCAGUUUCUGAUUUCACAGUCCUCUCACGAGGAGAAUUGGCUGUGUGACCAGGCCUUUCAUGGAGACUCUAUUUUGUUGGAACAGUUAAGAGUUCACUAGGAAGUUACACACAUACAAACAUUGAUUCCUUCAAAAUAAAAUGAUAUCAAUAGAUAAAUGUGCACUGAAUAAGAAAGAACCAUGGUUUUACACGGCCAUCUUUCUCAAGCUGGAACACUUUCACACUGGCAGUCAGGCUCAAUACCUUGAUCUGAAACUGGGAUCUCUUCUCACUGUGAGAGACCAUGGCCUGUGGCAGAGAAGCAGUGUGUUAAGCUGCAAUUCAGAUUGGUGCUAGUGAUCAGGUGGUCUUGUCUGAUAAAAUAUAUUCUCUAGUAAAAUCCAGUAUUGGUCUUAGUUCCAGAAGAGAGGAGCAGUUGGGCAAAUAUUGGCUGCUUGUUUUCUUGAAUUUUUAGACAGGUUAGACAUAUUUUGAUGUCAAGUACACACAGUUGGGUUGUGUGUGUCAAAGUGGUAUUGGAAUUAUGCUUCCAUACUUUGUGGAAAUUGGUGCUAAUUGAACUGUGCCUAAUGCACAAGUAUUGUUCCUCCUUCCUUUGGAAGUAAAUGUUUAAGGUUACGUGACUCAAUGCUCUCUAAUACCAAAUGGUCCCAAUUUUAAUCUCUGGCAACUCCAGAUAGGGUUGUCUGGAACCCUGGAAACCCCUGCCAAUUAAAAUUAGAUAAUACUAAGUCAGAUGGACCAAUCAUUUGGUGUGGUUUAAGGUUAUGCCUUGUGUUAAGGAUUAAAUAUAAAAUGGGCCCUGUUGAAAAGUACUGAAUUAACAAAGAAAGGUACAGUACAGUGAUGUGGAAGGAAGGAAAAGUUAAAAAGUGUCUAUAUCAGUGGUGUUGGCAGAUAUAGAAAGAUAUGAGUAACAUAAUCUAACCUAGUGAUUUGAUUGGUUGACAUGUAUUUUCAAUAAACAACGUAGGUUCUAUUUUUUAUAUAUAUUCAUAGAGUAGUAGUGAAAUAGUUAUGGGGACUUUAUGUUAUCUUUGAAUAUUUUCAUUGUGAUAGUACAUAGGUAGUUUUGUCUUUGGUUAAAUAUUUUCUUAGACCAGUUUUGAGUAUCUACCACAGCCUUUCUCAACUUUGGGUUCCCAUAUUUUGUUGGACUGCCACUCCCAUCAUCCAUAGGCAACAGGGGCAGCAGUCAGGGAUGAUAGGAGUAGUAGUCCAAAAACAUUUGGGAACCUGAGUUUGAGAGAGGCUUAUUUGUAAAAGACUAUCCGAGAUUACAGUUAAUAUUAUUAGCUUUGACAGUGCAUAUAAUUAAGACAGCCUGCUCAUCUUACUGUCUCUUAUCAUGACUGCUUGGAAGCCACAAAGUAAAAAAUAAGAUUGCCUGUUUGUAAAUGUUCAUGAAGUGAUGCCCCUUGCAGCCACAGAUCCUUACCUUUAAUAAGCAUAUACAGUGGUGCCCCGCAAGACGAAUGCCUCGCAAGACAAAAAACCCGCUAGACGAAAGGGUUUUCCGUUUUUCGAUGCGCUUCGCAAGACGAAUUUCCCUAUGGGCUUGCUUCGCAAAACGAAAAAGUCUUGUGAGUCUUGCGAUUUUUUUCGCUUCCCCCCCCCUUUUUCUAAGCCGCUAAUAGCCUUUUAGCCGCUAAGCCGCUAAGCCUUUAAUAGCCGCUAAACCGCUAAGCCGCUAAUAGGGUUGCUUCGCAAGACGAAAAAACCGCUAGACGAAGAGACUCGCGGAACGGAUUAAUUUCGUCUUGCGAGGCACCACUGUAUGCAGUAAUUGAAAUCUAAAUGGCUAGAAGGGAAAAUGGGAGCAUCUCUAGCCUCUGGCAGAGUUACAAAAGAUUCCUCAAUGUGUUCAGUCUUACAUGUGACUGAGAAGCUACUUGAAGUUCAACAGCUAUAUGCAAGCAACUCUGCUUUACAAAAUGAACUUUCUUCUAUCUUGGGAGAGAAUCUGACUUUUUCCCCUAUUUCUUUAUAAUUCAAGAUGAGGAACAACAGAAAAGGUUUGCUUCCUGAACCAAAUGCAGUGCAAAUUAUGAAAAGCUUAAAUACCCCAGCGAUGUUACAAAUGUUGUUGCAACCCCAGUUACAUGGAUGUUCGAAUAAACUUGGUAAGAUUUUUUAAAUAUAUCUGUCUGUCUCCGUCUCUAUCUAUCUAUAUCUAUCUAUCUAUCUAUCUAUCUAUCUAUCUAUCUAUCUACAGUAUAUCUGAAGUGGGGAAAAGUCUCCACCUUAGUAAUGGCUUUUGAAUACAGACUUGGUGUAUCAAAAACAGGUUCUGGGGCCACGUUCUUGUGAUCCUUGCAUUGCAUUGGCCCUAAUUCACAUAUCCUUGGAGGACCUCACUGCUUGCUUGCUUUAUAGAAACUAUCCAUUUAUUCCUGUGUUCUGACUCCUUGAACCAGUUACAGAUCCGUAAGAGAACUUGUCCUCCUCUUUUUCUUUGUAAAAAAUGCUUUCUGGAUCAUCCAUGGGAUAUACCGGUUGACUCUUCCGAAUACCCACAAAAGCUUUGGUGAUACUUUGCUCAGCAGGGUUUGUUUUUCUGUGUUUCACUAAUUCUAGCUUUAAUAUGUUUUCAAAAUUGGAACAUCAAGAAUUAGCCCGAUAGCCAUACUGCUGCAUAUUUGCUUUUCGUGUAGCAGCACAAGCUGUGUUGAGUGCUGCUCAAGUGAAAACUCAUUUCCGUGCCAAGCAGAGUGUGCAAAGUUGGCUUGCUCUGCUUUACCUCCAAAAGCUCAUGUGUGCUUUCCCUUUAUAUUAGCUAUGGCUGGUGCAUAAUUAAAUGCAACUGUACAGUUCUUAAGAAUCAAAAAGGAGAUUUUGUUUCACCCCUUUCAGAUUCUGCAUUGGCUUCCAUAGUCUUUCACCAGCAGAAGUAACUCUAAACUGUAUCAUUCUCUAAUUGGUGUGCUUUCUUCUUUGUGGCCAACUGGACAAAAACUGCCAGGACGUGUUCAUUGUUAUCAGCAUUCAAGGACUUCACAUUGUCAUUAAAUUGGGGGGGGGGGGGAGGAGAUAGGAAAAUUCGCACCUAAGAGGAAUUGUCAGUUUUGUCUGCAUGCUACUAAAUACAGUGGUACCUCGUGUUAUGGACGGGAUCCGUUCCGGAGGCCCGUCCGUAACAUGAAAUGCUCACAACUCGAAGUGCAUGGCACGAUUUGGCACUUCUGCGCAUGCGCGAGCAGCGAAACCUGGAAGUAACCCGUUCCGGUACUUCCGGGUUGCCGCAGGAUGUAACACGAAAAGACGAAACACGAGGUAUGACUGUACCAAAGCAAAUCCAAUGUGAAGUGCAAGCAACUGUAAGGCAUAUGAAGAAGUUUCAUUGGCCCAAUUUACAAGUAAUGCAAUGGUUUAUUGCUACGUGCAAAAGCUAAUGACAAGCCUAAGCAAAGCCUUAAACUUGAGCGCUCCACUCUUCCUUUCUUCUGUGUCUAUGAGACUAUACAAAUGUUGAGUUUCACUUUUCAUCUAGCUUGUGUCAUGUGAACCAGAUCUCUGGUUUAAAACAGACUGGUCAUUUUCAAAAUAAGACAUGUUCAAAACGUAGCUUUUGAAGGUAGCCUUGUUAACUAACCAGAGUUUGUGACAGGCCUUAAUCUCUGGUUUGUAUGCAACAACAAGCAGAGAUUCUAAGCUGAACUUCUCUGUGAGAGGAGGAGAGGCAAGGAGCCCUCGAUUUUGUUUGGGUUCAUUCCAACAAAACCAUGAUUUAGCAUUUUUUGCAAAUGAUGACGACUUAGCUAUUUACACAUCUAGCAGAACAAUUAAAAAAUAGCAAGGAAAUUGUGGCGUUUAUAGCAAUUAUUCAUACUGUUUAUAUAUACAGGCAUUAAGUGCUGUGGAUUUAUAAUAAAUAUGACAAUCUGUUUACUCUAAAGCAGUCCUUGGAGCUCCCAUGAGUGUGCCCCACCUUGUAAACCCAUCAAUCAACCCAGCCUUUUUGCAUUUCAACAAUGUUCAUCAGGUAUGUCUAUAAGCUGAUAUAAAAUAUUUUCACAAAGUAAUUUAAGUCAACAUGCACAGUGAGAAUUCACGUGCAGCUAAUGCAAAAUGUCAAUUGUAUGCUAGGGUUGUAGUCAAUAUAGCAUUAAGGGGAACAUUGCUUCAGUGCAAAUAUUUCUUCUUGUGCAAUGGAACAUUCUCCCCAUCCCCACCAGAUCUGUUACGGGGUUUUCCCCAACCCAGCAGAACAGAUUUGGGGAUGGCACAUGGAUAAGAAAGGAAGGAAGUUCCAUUGUGCAACUGGAUCUUACUUUGCUUGUGCAGCUCUUUAGUUCAGGCACCCCCGAAACUCUGCUCUCUAGAUCUUUUGAGACUACAACUCCCAUCAUCCCUGACCACUGGUCCUGUUAGCUAGGCAUGAUGGGAGUCGUAGUCCCAAAACUUCUGGACGGCCGAGUUUGCCUAUGCUUGCUUUAGUUGAAUACCACCUGUUUUCAUUGACUUCUCAUAUAAUAACAAUAAUAUAUUUUAUGAUCCACACUUCAGAAUGGAGUGCUGAAAUAUCGUUGGAAUUCUUACUCGAGUAUAAGCCGACUUUUUCAGCACAUUUUUAUGCUGAAAAAGCCCCCCUUGGCUUAUACUUGAGUGAGGCGGGCGGUGGCUGCGGAGGGACCAGCGGCCCAAAAGGAGCCCUUUCUCGCUGCUGGUACCGCCACCGCCACCCAUCUCUCAAGGGCAGGCACUGGAGCCAUGGUUGGGAGAGGCGCUGUGCCGUGCCUCUCCCAACCACGGCUCCUAUGCCUGCUUUUGCAAGCAUCAGAGGUGGCGGCGGGGGGAUGAGCUGCCCGAAAGGAGCCCUUUCAGGCUGCUCCUUCCUCCUCCUUUGCCGCUGUCAGCAGUGGAGGAGGAGGAACGAGCAGCCCAAAAGCAGCCUUUUCGGGCUGCUUGUUCUUCCUCCACUGCUGCUGCCACCACCAGGUUUGUGGUGUGGUGAACCAGCUUAUACUCGAGUCAAUAAGUUUUCCCAGUUUUUUGUGCUAAAAUUAGGUGCCUCGGCUUAUAUUUGGGUCGGUAUAUAUGGUAUAUCAUCUUACAAUGCAAUAGAAUAAUGCUUGCUUUCCUAAAUACACUCUCAAAAGAGAGAGAAAAGGCCCAAAUAUCACUGAUUUAUUCAUUAAACAGCAGACAAAGAAAAGGACCUGUUAAAAUAAAGCAUCUUUCAGUUAGGGAGAUGUUCAAAGCAUGACCUCAUUUUGAACUGUCUGAGACAGCAUGAAAUCUUGGGAUUUUUUACUUGACCCACAAUGACAGAUUGUUCUAAAGUUUGGAGGAGGGAGAAGUAAAGUAUAAACCAUAAAGCGAAUAUAGCGUUUCCCUUUAAAAUUCUAUUGUAUGGCUAAAGCAAAACACAUGCUAAGCCUCCAACUUGUUCUCUUAACAGACUGUCUAUAAGGAAACAUGAAUCUAAAGAUAAUAAGCCUUGUUUCACUUUUCUAGAAAUAACGCUGAAGCAUUUGGAUUUUUGUUUUUGUUUGUUUUCUAAACCAGAAGAGAGAGAGAAUAGGUAUAACGUUGAUUCGCACUCGGCAGAUCAGAGGGUCAGUCACACUUCUGCAUUUGGAAGUGUAACUGCUAAAGUUGUGUAGGUGUUAGCUGUUACCGCUAUUAUGUAGGACUUUUGUUUAUACCCUAAGAAAGUCUCCCCCCCCCCCCCGGGAAGUAUCACUGGAAACACAUGUUGCAUGGUUGCAUUUUAAAAAGUAACCCUUUCCCAAAUACAUGUCAUUGGUGUUCAUCUCUAUGGUCUUUGCCAAUUAUGUAACUGCUUUGCAAAGGAACAGGAAUGCCUUUCCUCAAAUGACAGUGAGGAGGCAUGUUUGACUGAUGAGGCUUGAGAAUCCAGCCUUGGAUUAGGUAUGCAACGACCAAACAAGGAGGUGCUUUUUCUUUGCAGCAGAAUUCUGCCCUGAUUAUACUUAACGGAAGAAUUAUGGUUUAAAUGAGUCAUUAAACUUGACCCAGAAAGAUUAAUUAAACUGUCAUAUAAUCAGCUAUAUUUUGUUUAACACCAUACUUGUGAUAUCAUUGCUGAAAGAUUUAUUUUUAUACUUAACUCCUGACUGAUUUAAAUUGCUGCAGCUUCUUUAGAAUCCAGUGGUUUUGUUUUUAUGUAAUUGGUUGAAGAAAGUUGGCAGCUCCCUUUAUCUGUGUUAUACUGCAGUUUACUUCCAAAUGUGUUUUUGAUAAAGUUGUUUUGUUUGAAGAAUGUAUAAGUCCAAUGUCAUCUAUUGAAACAAACGUUGAGGGGAGCGGGGGAGCAGAUUAAAUGCUUUGAGGUUCAAAGUGAUUGCUGCAGGGGACUUUAGGUAGUAUAAAAAAAGAAGGGAAUAGAUAGUUCUUCCAAUUUAUAAUGGAGACUAUCCCGAAUAAUAGAGUAACUUUAAAUAACCUCUUAACAGAAUUAUGAAUUGACAAAAGCAGAUAAUUAAUGUAGCUCUUGAAUUUACCUUUCUUUAAACUGAGAUUGUAGAGUUUUCUGACAGACAUAUGAAAAUAUUUCUUCUUCUGUAUCUGAAUAAUGCUGGUUUCAUAUAUAACUCAUUUCUCCCCUCCCACUUGAAACUGACAGGGACCAGUUCUUGGAAAUGCAUCUAGUUUGCUGCUACAGAACCUUUCCAAUUUACAGCUGGCACAACUAGCGAAGCUUGAGAAUAUUCAGACAAAUAGUGUGAGUUGAAAUCUUAGACUGACCAUAAUAAACCUGUAGUAAUCUCCUUUAGUCUAUAAUUCUGGAUUAGAUAGUGGGGAAGUCUUCCUCCUAGAGAAUGUUAUCUUGUUGCACACUAAAUGUUUCCUUGCUUCUUUGGUCUUCUGUUAAUCCAGUAGUAUACUCAAAUAAAUUACCUGCAUUUGAAAGGCUGAGAAACAAGUCUACUAAGGCAUCUCUUAAACGUAUGCAAUUCUUUUGUACUUCUUUGCAGAAACCAGGCUUGCUUGGAGAACCUCCAGGUGUGCUGCUUCAGACAAUGUUAGGAAUGGGUGCUGUGCCGUCAGUGACCACAGACAUGGGGAGUCACGGAGAAGCACGCAAUUGCAAGUAACAUUUCGAUUGCUGUUAUAGUAGCAAACUCCCGCUUCGAAAAUAUGCUUCUGACUCAGGUGGUGAACCUCAGUCCUGGAAGCCUAAUGCAGCUUUCCAGGCCCCUCAGUCUUGGCUUUCAGGACUCUUUCCCAGGGCAUAUUCCUUGGCCAUGGGUGGCCCUCUGUUUCAGGGUUAUGACCCUCAAUGGACCUGCUGCGCAAGUGCUUUUCUCUGCCUCGAAUGUGUCUUUGAACUGUGUAAAUGGCUCUUGCUUGCCGGAAUUGAACAAUGUUUGUGUGGAGGGGUAUAGGUGCAUGCAGAUACCUCUGACUUUUUAUGUGGUAGGACUGUAGCCUGUUGUAGAAUGCAGCCCACUGAACCAAGGUAAAGAGCCAUAGUCGUUGCUCCACCCACUUUUGCAUGUGGCCCCUGGAAGGUUGUCCAUGAGGGAAUGUGACCCUUGAGCUAAAAAAAGGAUUUCCCGCAGUGCAUAUAUAAUUAAGAACAGCAGCCCCUUUAGAUAGCAUGCUCUUGGCUUUGUUUUAGCAACUGUGUUAGAAACGAGAAUGUUUAACGAAGACAGUUUAUGGGUAGCUAUGGUUGUUUGCCAUGGCGGAUUUCAAAUACCUGGUGGAGGGACUGCAAUCCUGUUACAGGAUAAAGUUACCGGUAAAUAAUCAUAGAAUUGCAGAGUUAGAAGGGACCCUGAGCAUCAUCCAGUCCAAACCAAAUGCAGAACUAUGCAGUUGCCACAUACAGGGAUUGAACACGCAACCUUGGCCUGUGUGGAAGAAGGCAGCAGAAAAAACAAUGGGCGUAUCGCCAUGUAUUAAAUAUAUAUAUUGUCUUAAUGAAAGCUCCGCCUCCAGUUCUACCCAUGUUCCUUCAAGAGGCUUCCAUGUUUUGCAAUUCCCACUUCCUCUGUCACACCCUGUUUACUUACAGAGCAAUGAAUGUCUUUGGAAUGGGGGCAUGGGCGUAGCCAGGAUUUGGUGGGGCAGGACCAUCAUGAUUGGUCAGUUAAGUAUUUCUAUCGCUUUGCUUGAUCUAGGGUGGCAGCUGCCCCUCCCUGUCCCCCCUUGGCUAGUCCCAUGGCUCAGGGGUGGGGGUGGACGGACAGGAAACGGGGGCAGGGGCAGGAGGGCCUGAAGGAAAGCGUGGCUGGCACCAUUUUAUUGUAAGUCCAAAUUGUUUCCUCUGUAAUAAAGAGGAGGUGGACUGACAUACUGCUGGGCUGGAAUGGCCAGUAUGUGAUGGCAGUUCUGGAAGGAGUCUAUGUCUUACGUUCCUCUUGUUAGCAGAUGGUGGCCCUCAUAUUACUUGACAAUUCAGAUGUUUUAAGGUAUGAAGCGCCGUAGCUUUCUCCUUCACCACAGAAGAUUCUUCCUAAUGCUUUCUUGCCUAAGGCAUCCUCUUUUAAUUCUUCUCUGUGAAAUUUUAAAGCACAAGAUCCCCCUUUUCAGUCGCUAGCAACGGUUAAGGUGUAAGACCAGUUGUAUAAAUAGCAAAGUUAGAGAGUCUUUUGAGUUUUAAUGCAUUUCCUUGCCAGCCACUAGUAUUAUCUUUUCUGUUGCAAUCAUUUAAAUAGAUUUCUCAGUGUUUUUCACAUAAUAAACUACAUGAGCAUGAUGUUCUAGUAAUAAUUCUUGCCUAAUAUAGCUUCCUUUUUUUCCAUUUAUGGUUGGCUGCGCAGUAUCUAAUCGGACUGCAGCUCAAACGCCGGUUGCAACAGGGAUUGGCAUGUUGCCAUUCUUUCCAAAUCAGCAUGUAUCUGGACAAGCAGUGCCAAGGCAAAACAACACGCAGGACAAGCUGUCAACCGCAGUAGGACUGACAGAAGGCACUGGCUCAGGGUCCCAGGGUUACCUGCAAAGCUUACCAAAUGUCGCUGCUGGAGGCUUACGGGCGGGACAUCUCAAGCAACAAGGCCAGGCAAAGAGCCCAGAUUCAAGCUUGGGGGUAAGAAGUUGAGUACAUUAUUUUGAAAAAAAAAAUGUUUUUAAAACUUGUUUUUACUGAUAACUUUGUUUUAUUAUCAUUGUAAACUGCUUCAAAUUUAUUUUGCUUCUCUUUACAUUCAAGAGGUGUAUAAAUUUUGUAAGUUCAGUACAGUCGUACCUUGGAAGUCGAAUGGAAUCCAUUCCGGAAGUCUGUUUGGAUUCCAAAACAUUUGGAAACCAAAGCAUGGCUUCUGAUUGCUUGCAGGAAGCUCCUGCAGCCAAUCAGAAGCCCCACUGGACGUUCAGGUUCCAAAGAACGUUUGCAAACCGGAACACUCACUUCCGGGUUUGCAGCAUUUGAGGGCCAAGGUGUUUGGGAUCCAAAGUAUGACUGUAUUGCAGUUCCAUUCGGGUGCUGGUGUUGUUAAAGUCCAUAGGAAAUAACACCUUCAUGUAAUAUUUCCAUUACUGCUCAUUCUUAAUUUCACAUGGAUUUAAAACCACUUCUCUUAUUCUUGCAGGAGAUGACAUGUUAGUGCUGUUUAAUAAUAACUACCCAGCUGAAAUUUUAUAUUUGUAAUUAUUCUGUGUGGGGGUUUUAUUGUGCAGCAGAAUCUGAUGUAUAGAUAAUCAAUGUUUCUUUUAUAAUGUAAAGUAUAUUAUAUUUAGUUAAAAUUUCAAAACAGUGCAUUGGGACCAGUGCAGAGAUAAUUAAAUGGGCUUUCUAAACUGCAGUUAAGAAGAGUUAGGUCACGAUAUCAUCAGCACUUUACAUUGAUUGCAUUGAAUUCCACUGCCUAUAUUAACCACAGUGCAACACUGCAUUAUCAUUGCCAGUGACAUUAACUGCAAUUAUCUGAAACAGGCUUAAAUAAACGAACGAACAAAUGAAUGCAUGAAUAUGGCUAUGGGUCAUGGAUGCUUUUGUUGUGAUUCCUGCAUUCCAGGAGGUUCGACUAGAUGACCCUCAGGGUCUCUUUCAACUACUACAACAACAACACAACAAACCCCCAUAAAAUCUUAACCAAGAUUUGAAAUCUAAAUUGAUUUUAGUCAUAUCAAGAGUGUUAUGGAGAGGGAAGAGUGUUUAUUCUUGGGCAAGGAAUAAAUGCAGGUUACUUUGGAAACACAUUUUUAACUGGAGCCUUUUUGCAUUAACAUAAUUUCCAUGUAAGUGGUGGUUUGCAAGACGUCCGCUAGGAGUAAAUAGAUGUAUUUUUUUGCUGUGUUGAUACAAACCUGACCCGUGGUUCUUCCUUUGUCUUUCAAGAAACAAUGACUGGAAAGUGAGGAAGAGUCAUACAAUUCUUAUCCAUUCACGCCUUAUGCAUACACAACUUAUGAAAAUUCAGAGUGGGGGCAAGAUUCAAUAUGGCGCCUGUAAAUGAAAUGCAACUUCCUCUUGCUCCUCUCCCCUGUCCUGCUCACAUCUGGGUGUGUCUCCCAACCCACCAGAGAAUGCAUAAAUGAGGAUAAUGUAGUGAGGAAGAGUUGUUGUCAUUUAGUCAUGUCCGACUCUUCGUGACCCCAUGGACCAGAGCACGCCAGGCUCUGUCUUCCACUGCCUCCCGCAGCUCGGUCAAACUCAUGCUGGUAGCUUCGAGAACACUGUCCAACCAUCUUGUCCUCUGUCGUCCCCUUCUCCUUGUGCCCUCCAUCUUUCCCAACAUCAGGGUCUUUUCAUGAGGUGGCCAAAGUAUUGGAGCUUCAGCUUCAGGAUCCAUCCUUCCAGUGAGCACUCAGGGCUGAUUUCCUUCAGAAUGGAUAGGUUUGGUCUUUUUGCAGUCCAUGGGACUCUCAAGAGUCUCCUCCAGCACCAUAAUUCAAAAGCAUCAAUUCUUUGGCGAUCAGCCUUCUUUAUGGUCCAGCUCUCACUUCCAUACAUCACUACUGGGAAAACCAUAGCUUUUACUAUACGGACCUUUGUUGGCAAGGUGAUGUCUCUACUUUUUAAUAUGCUGUCUAGGUUUGUCAUUGCUUUUCUCCCAUGACAAGGCAGUGAUCCAUGAAGGAGGGUGAGGAAGAGAGGAAAGGUUAAAUCCCAUUUAUAGAAGCAGAAGUCCACUGCACAAACAGGAUAACACAGUUGAAUAUUAUUCUUGGACCCUUUUGUUUUGUUUUGUUUGUUUCUAUACCCAUUUUCUCUCUUCAUCUUCACAUAGGCACCCACCCUAAACAGCUGAUUGCCAUAAUGCUGAUUUACUGUUUCCUUCCUUAUAUAGGAUUAUAGAAUUGCAGCCUGAAUCUCUUCAGCUCUUUGGGUCUAUGUUAUGAGAAGUAAAAUUUCCCUAAUAGGAUGUUUAAUUUCAAUAUCUGUUCAAAAUGUAUUUUUUUUUAUGUUGUUCAACCUUUAGUAGAAGUGUCGAAUUUUAUUCACUUUUUACUUCAGAGUUCUUCAAAAAACCAGACCUCUCUGCUGGGAGAACCUCCCAAGGAAAUCCAUCUGAGUACCAAUCCCUACUUGAACUUAGCAAGUGUGCUGCCUUCAGUCUGUCUUUCAGGUAAGCAGGUAACCGGUGCCUCUGAAGGUUUUCUCAAGAGGGAGAGUGUGGUUACUGUAGUUGUAAAUAAUGCCAGCGACCGCGGUAUUUCAAAUUACUUAAAAAGAAAUCAUUUUAAGAAGAUUACCAUUAAAAGAAAAAAUUAUCAGGUAUUCUGGGCCAAGGCUGUUUAGGGCUUUAAAGGUCAGCACCAACACUUUGAAUUGUGCCCGGAAACAUACUGGGUACCAAUGUAGUUCUUUCAGGACCGGUGUUAUGUGGUCUCGGCGGCCGCUCCCAGUCACCAGUCGCAUUCUGGAUUAAUUGCAGUUUCUGGGUCACCUUCAAAGGUAGCCCCACGUAGAGCGCAUUGAAGUAAUCCAAGUGGAAGAUUACUAGAGCAUGCACCACUCACCUUCACUGGAUUUUGCCUUCUUAAUCUAAUUUCAUAUAAUCAAACUAACUCAUCCACGGUCUCAACUAAACUGUGUGUCUGGAACACGUUACAUUGCACAUAACAGUCAGUGUCCCACCUAUUUAACUCCAAGAAAAUGCUGAUAAUGAAAGCCAAAAUACUACAUGUUUUGUUGACUUGCCAAGCGGCAGCAGGGCCCACCCACUUUGGAUUAGGCCCACGGGUGAGGUGGGGGGAGGGGGGCGUGUAUCUUAAUUCUUCCUGUGCACACCAAAGCCUCCACUCCAUGAGCUGCUAUUAGUUGCAAGGGGAAACGUGUGUCUUAAUUUAAUUCUGCUAGUUUUGCCUCUGCAGCUAAUUGCAACUAUGCGUGUGUGUGAGUUUCAGAACUGCAAUAGGGUAGGGUACAGUGGGACAACCCUCACUGAAUGCCCAUAGUCCCAGUUAAAAAUGGGAGCCCCCUACAGCUGUUUUUACAGAAAGGAUUUACUUGGAAGCACCAAAAACAAAGCUCCAACAUAAUAUGCAGUUUAGCCCUAAGGCCAGAGCUUACCCAUUAUGAGACAAACAUGGGGGUUUCCAUCCUUGUGCAAAUGCGCAGAGGUGGGGAGGCAUUUAUGGUGAGAAUUGGCAGUCCUAGUGCUUUGCGUAUUCCACUGAUCGUUCACCACAAAUGCUCUAUGCCAUUUUUAGCUCAUUUUCUCCCAGCUAGGUUCCUGGCUGAGGGGAAAACAGCCUCAAGAGAGCAUUUGCUCCUUACCCCCUGAUUCUCCUCUACAAAAAGCCUCUGAGCCUCUGCAUUUGAUCUGGCCUGGUGCCUUACCAUCUGUCUGUCAUGCUCCCUAUAUAUCGGAAGUUGAGGAACUGUGAAUCCCAGUUAUAACUUAAGUAAAUGACUACAACCUACUCCUUUAAAUCAGAACUUUUUAAUCAGGAACCUAGGGCUCCAUGAUGAUACAGAAGCAUAUAUAGAAGGCAGAAUAGUAGUGAAAAGACAGGAAAAAAGUUUUAUACAAACUUAAAUGUCUGCUCUAUCUCUUCCCAAGUGUUGGUAGAGGCUUCCAAUCAAGGCCUAGAUUCUGAUAUUAAGAGUUAGUCAGCAAAAUUGCCCUGUUCUGUAUUACUGCCAGAAUUUCAUGGGAACUUAUACUUCAAUGAAGAAUAAGAUCUUCAAUCAGGGUGAUAACCAAGUGCUCAACAUCACUCCUUCCUUUUUCAGCCUAGCUUUGGCCUUUGGGGCUAUGGAUUGAUGGUGAACAUUCUGUUUUAGAUGAAGCCUUGUUUUCGAUCUUAAAGGACAUGUAAGAAUGCUUUUUUUCUUUUUUGAGCAGCAGCAAUUGCCAGCAAAUCCAGUAAUACUAAGCAGCAGGCCGGACUUUCAAAUAACUCACUCAGUGCUGCAGCUGCUCAGGGAACCACAGCGCAACAACCGGUGGAAAGCUAUUUUAACUAUUCACCGCAGUAUGAGGAUUACACACAGGUAUGUGGCUUGAAUAUGGUUUCAUUGCAGCUGGUGGCUGUGUGUUUUGUUUGGGUCAGAGUUUGUUAUAAAAGCAUGACUGGGUUCUAGGCAGAUGAUCAUUUAAGGAGACCCAUAAAUUAUCAUGCAUUAAAAGCAUCAGACAGUGAGUCAGAUUUCUAGCUGGUAAAUGUUUUGUGUGAUGUAAGGGAUGGUAUAAGCUUUGGAAUACCAUUCACAGAGUCAUGAACCUUUCUGUGCAGGAAAGUGAUAAAGUUGAAUAAAAUGGUUUAUGUGUCGGUUUUGAAUAGAACAUUAAUGGGAAGAGUGUAACUAUUACCUGUCUGCAUUUUGCCACUUUUUUAGUUCUUGUGAAUUUGCUUUCUUCUAAAGUGCCUGGUCUGCCUUGAGUGUGUUGCUGCUAAUUGUGGAAACUGUUGACAGCAGGAUUCUGUAGGUCUCUGCUGGCAGACAAUCCUGCUGUCAACAGCUUUUCAUACAUUUAAUGGGAGUAGACACAAAUGGCACCAUUUAAUAUGGAAGCACAGUGAGGCAGAUGAUUCUAAACUGGUGAGGGGCUGCUAAUAGUGCACCUGGAACCACAUGGCAAAGUAUGUCCUGUAGACCCAGUACAACUCGAGAGGGAUCACCAGCACUGUUUUCCAUUCAGGAAGUUUCUGACACUGAUGAGAAGUAGCUAUGGCAUGCAGACACACAUGUACAACACUGUUUUAAGGCUUGGGGGAAGUUGAUCUAGUUGAGCUGCUACAGCAGCUUAGUUUAUUGAAUCCUGAAAGAGAGAAUUAAGAGCAUUUGAUAAUCAGCUGGUUUGAUUAAGUUUCUCACUGGCAUUUCUCAUAAUUUAUUUAAUCCACGCCAAAAGUGCUGAACUGUGAAUGUUGCUGGGAAAGCCGCCUUUUCCUCUGUGAACAUGGGGCUGAAUUAGCUUUUACCAGACCAGCCCCCCUCAAAUAAAUACACUGUAGCUACUAGCUUGUUAUUGAUUAUGCAAGCCAGGGUGCAGCAAAACUAACGAUUAAUUCACCAAAUACAGCAUUUAUAAAAUAAAACAUAAUAAAAUAUAAAUUUAUUCAUAUAAAAAUUGAAAUAACAAGCAUUCUAAGUAAAUUCUACCUUAGCUUGUGAUGAGUGUUGCUAAACAGAUGGCAAGACUUGGAUUUAGUCUUCUGUUUUAACUCAGUUUAUCUAACCUGCACAAAUUCUAGUUGGCCUUUCAUCCUCUUCUUUAUUAUUUUCUGGACAGUCAGUCAGUAUACAUAAUAGAGGCCAACAGGUCAUUAAAAAUGGCUCUCAUGACAACUUCAGCCUGGUUGGUUUUCAACUAGUCUUUCAAAUAUUUUCAAAAGCCAGAGUUUAAGUCGGUUCGUGUCACAUUGACAUUCUCAUCCAAGUGUAUAAAGACAUUACAACCUGUUAGCCAAGAAGCAUUAUUUGCUGUAAUACUCAAAGUUAUCUUUCAGCCAAGACACAGGAUUUUACAUUUGAGAAAUACAGAUAGGCACGCAAGGGCAGAAACUUGGAUGACUGCAACAACAGUUACACUAAGUAAGGUCCUGAGAACAGGAUGCUGGAAUAGAUGGGCAAGAAUUUUCUUAUGCUUUGAGCUGUUUUCCACAAAUCGAAAUUUGUCACAGGGACUGUAUUGGUUUCUUUCUAAAUUAAAGGAUGUGCCUAAUAGAUGGAGCCAAUCUAUUAAUUCUCCUGUAGUUGUGCAAAUUACUGCAUAAAUUAUAGGAUUAUGAUUGUCAAAAUAUCUCAAAACCCUGAGUAUUAAAUAUUUUCCAGUACUUCCUGAAAAACCUUUAAGUUAUAAACCUGUUAGAUAUUUUUGGGGGACUAAAGCUGAUAAAUCAAGGAAUCAACUAGGUAAGCACAUAUAAAAACACAAAAUAUUGCUGAGUGAUUAGCUAUAGGAAAUGAAAGAGAAUAAGUAAGAGGGAGCAGAGAAAGCACCACCUUAACUUUCUCUUGCAUUCAGAUGGAGCAGAUUGAUCCAGAUUAACAAAAACAUGCAUAUGUAUUUGUUUUUGCAAAGCUUGUGCUUUUAAUAUCUCAUAUUAAUCAUGGUGCGAAAUUGCAGAAGUUGAUAAAUUAAAAAUUGCCUUGUCUUUUGCAGGAUUCAGUCCAGCAGUGGUAUCAACAAUAUGCCCAGGCAUACCAUACCAUCCAAACUAGAGUAGGGGAAUUAGAAAAUGGUGGCUCAGAGGUAAGUGGAUGAUGAUUCAGUAUGCUUCACCAGUAGCCUAUGUCAAGGUUGUCAGUAAACAAGGCUAGAUUUUGAAAUUCAACCAAACUAACGAGAUUACAUAGCACUUCUUAUAAUUUUCUCCCUGAAGUUCUUUCAGUAACCAUAUUUCAGAAUCUUCAGGACACCUGUGUGCCAUGAAGUAACCAAACACUAUUUGAAUAAUUUUUUUUUUCUUUGCAAACUUGAGCUUAUCCUUCUUAAAAGGUGGGGGGGGGGGCUAGGCAGUGUGAACCGUAGAAUUCUGAAUUUCCCUUUUUGUGGGAUUCUUUUCAUAAAUGAAAAUUAUCCAGGGUAUUUAUAGGAUAGGUAUUUGUUGGUAGUAGAAACAUUCCUUUAAUGGAAUGAGGUGCAUUCCUCUUAUGUUCAUGAUCUGCAUUUAUAAUUGCUUGAGUUUUCCUUUGCUGAUCUGGGCACAGGAAAUCAAGAAAAUUGUUCAUUGGGCUCUAGCAAAAUCUCAAUACCAUUGUCAAAACGCCUGUAAUUUUAGGGAAGCAUUUUAACAAGGUGAUGUAGCAAAGGUUACAGCAUCUGAAAAACAGAAUGAAUUGGUUUUCAUUGGUGUUUGGGGUAGAACAUCUCCCAAGUUUGGUACUGACCAUGUUUCUGGCUCAGAAGUCUGAGGAAAAAAAUACACUCUCCCCAAACAGUAAAGGGAGAUUCUCAGAGAUACUUUGCCUUUAAGAAACUUACACUACAGUGGUGCCCCGCAAGACGAAUGCCUCGCAAGACGAAAAACUCGCUAGACGAAAGAGUUUUCCGUUUUUUGAGUCGUUCCGCAAGACGAAUUUCCCUAUGGGCUUGCUUCGCAAGACGAAACGUCUUGCAAGUUUGUUUCCUUUUUCUUAAAACCGCUAAGCCGCUAAUAGCCGUGCUUCGCAAGACGAAAAAAACCGCAAGACGAAGAGACUCGCGGAACGGAUUAAUUUCGUCUUGCGAGGCACCACUGUACUUUUGAAUACAGGCAACAACAGAUUUGUGUGUGUCCAUUUGAGGUGUGACUACACACGUGCACAUCGCAGAGACCCGGAAGUGGUAGGAAAAGCAGGCACAGUCAAAUGGGCUUAUGCACCCUCUUGCUGUCACACAUCAUGACCUGGACUGCAACCCCUGCGCAAAUUGGGGGUUGCCUGCACAUUGAUACUCUCCUCUUUCUGUCACAGAAUUUAUGAUUAAUCGUUUCUCCCGGAAAUAUGUCUCCGUUUCUGUUCAGUGGCCAGCAACCGUAGUGUUUCCCUUUCUGUGUUUUCUCCGUGUAGGAAUCUGAUAGUGGAGUGUAUGGGGACUUCAGUAGCUACUUGCAAGUCAUGCCAUCGUAUUACGCUGCCACCCAGGGGUCCUUCCAUCCAGGCAUUUUGCCACUGGCGCCUCAAAACCCACUGAAGGUAAGAGGAAAGAGUUGGCACGCAUAUUCCUGAAGCGGCCGAUAAAUUACACUACACAUCUGUGAUGGAUAGCCUUUCAGCAUUCUCAUGUAUUUUUAAAUAGUAUGCAAAUGAGAAAUUUCGUUAGGUACAGCUUUCCAGAUGCAGUGGAUGAGUAGGAUGAAAGUGCAAUAAAUAAAUGAGCUAGAAUUCCUUCACACAUACAUAUGAAAUGUAGUCAAAUUUUUAUAUUAUAGAGAGAGAGAGAGAGAGAGAAGCAGAGAGACCAAUUUGGAAAAGUUCUGCAUACUAGUCUGUUUCUCUGUUGGCACCUACAUGUUGCUAGGUUGAUGUCUUGUGCUGCCACCUAGUGUUCAGAAAAUGCAUAAUGCAGCUUAAGAAUUUGUCAGGGCUGCUAUACAAAGUCUUUAACUGCACACACAUUGCUGUAAUAAUGGAUUUUUAUGAUGUUUAGAUGGCACCAAUAAGAAAUGAAAAGCGGGGCUCUUCGUACCUCAUCACCACUCCAGAAGAUGGCCCAGUGGAAUACGUUGGUCAGCAAACUCAGGGCUCGGGAGUACAUUAUGCAGAAUUGUAUCUUAAAAGAAAACGUGUUUAUUAAGAUCAGCAUCUUGCUUGGAGUCAAAGCCACAUUCAUGUCAUCCUUACCUUUCACUUUUAAUAUGUAUUGUAGAUAUUGGAGAACCAAUCUAUGUAGUUUCUCUGAGUAAAUUUGUGUGUGAGGAGCUACUAAUGGCAGAUACCCUCCAGACUAGUUUCUAUACAUUGAGUGACAAUUAAGUUAUUUCUUAAGCUCUUAAAGAAAUGGCAGCUUUGCCCCCUUGAGAAUGUUUCUCGAAGCAAUAAAAUAAGAGUGAGAGGAAAUGUUCUUGCUGGGGAAGUUGCAGUGGUAGUCUUAAAGAAACAAUUGUGCUGGGUUUUUCCUCCUUCAAAGAUUUAGAUUCCUGGCUGCAAAGUUAAGUUCAUGUUUGAUCCUGAUAGCAAUAUUCCUUUAUUGGCUUUAAUGGGGCUUGCAUAUUGGAUUACAGCCCAGACAAUGGUUAGGUUGAGUAUAAUCAUUGCAGUACAGUCUAGUCAAAGUAGGCAGAUCUUUUCUGGAUUAAAAAAAUAAUAAAAUAGCAGUUGUAGCUGCUAAAGUGGAAGUACGCUAGGAAGAUAUCAACACACUUCAUUAAAAUAAAUGGUUGCUGGCAAUACCAAGUGUGCAUGACAAAAUUUCCAUGAAGAGAAUUGAUACUAGCUGUGCAUUUAUAGUCUUAGGCUUCUAGGUCUAUUUCUUGUUAAUUGGUUUCUUUGGGGGAAAAUAAUGUGAAUUUCCAUUUAGUAUCCAGUGGAACUGAAUGCAUUGCUAUCUUACUGACUUGCAUUUAGUUUAAGGAUCUAUCUGCUCCACACCCUUUGUCUAUACUACAGUACUCUUGAUUAAUCACUGCCACCUUGGAAAUUCUUCGGUAUCUUUCCUUGCAGUUUAUAACCAUGGCAAUUAUUUGUGUUCACUGGAACCGGGUGGAAUGUGGUAUAUUCAUGCUUUUUGCUGGCUUUUAAUUUAUUUCUAACUAAGAUUCACAGAAAGCUACUUUCCUGUUGUUUGAAAUAACCAAUACAGCUGCCAUUUUCCAUAGUGACCCCAAUUUGUAGGUUUUUGUUUCUGAAGUAAGAUUUAAAAUGUAUGAGGCCCAGCAUUAGCAAUGGUAAAAUCUGCAGUGGAAGGUUAUGAAGAAAUGUACAUCAAUGAAGGCAGCAUAGCUUGUCUCCAGUGAAGAGAAAUCAAGGUAAGCCUGAUUGAAAUCCAGUCAGAUUUAAAGUUAGGUGCAGUUUACAAGUUUCUUGAUUAGGAGGCUGUUAUAUAAAACUAAUAUACAUUAUUCAGAAGUAACAGAACGUCAUAGCGAGAUUUUUCUUCUCUGUGUUUAGUAUUAUUCACAUUGAAUGUAUCUUUUCUGAGCAAUCAAUUUCUCUGUAAAUAAAUUGGCAAGCUACACUGAAGUAUAAAGCUGGCGUGGCUUAUUGUGUGCUCCUGAAGGUACAUUGUGAAUGUUUUGGAGGGGGGAAAGGCCUGUUGUGAAGCUGAGAAAGGGGAGGAGUUGUGUCCUAUGAAUGCAUAGUCUUGUGGCACAUUUUAAAGACACUUAGGGUGCUAUAAAAAGCAAGCCAUGUCAAAUAUCAGCAGGGCUACCUUUCUGAAAACUUGAUUUGUUGAGCUAGUUGAAUAUUUGUAACCCUAGUACAUGACAACUCUUUUCUUGAAAAGUCAGUGAUCCCCUAAAGUGUAUGUGUGGUAUUGUUAACAUGACUGGAGGUCAUAUUGCUUGAAUUUUUAAGUUUGUUGGACAGGCUGGGCAACCUCCAGGCACCAUAGGUUACCCCUCACCUCUGACCUAGAAGCGCUGCUCUAUUUAAUUCACGUUGUACUUAUGUACCAACCUAUUUGCACAGUAAGGGCCCAGAUUUUCACAGCAAACUGGCUGCCAGUACCAGUGAGGUUAUAGCUGGCACUGUGAUUCUCCCAACAGUUUGACUUCACCUUUAGAGGUGCACUCAAGACAGCCAACACCCCUUGAGAAAUGUUGUCUCAGCUACGAAUGAAGGCAAUGCGUUAAUAUUAAUUGAUAAAAUCUUUAUUUUUUAUAAAGAAUAACAAAGUGCAUACAGAGUACAGUGGGGGGAAACAGGCAGGAUUUGCAAGAGGGUUCUUUACUUGAUAGCAUUUCUAAUUUGUUACACAUUACAUUAUUGCAAAUUCUGAAUAAUUCCUGAAAAGCAAUAUCUGACUUUAGGAAAAAGACUAGCCUCCAAAUUAGUCUUCCAUCUGUUAAGACAAGCAAAUUCACAGAGUAAGGCAAUGCAUGCAUUCUGGCCCCAGAGCUUGUACAUGACUCUCUCUUCAUUGCAGAACAUACUGAAUCCUACUUCUUUUAUAGCAAGUGCACAAUGCAGGAAUAAUGUACAUCCACCCCCCUACUCCAGGUUCGCAUAUGUUAUCUCUUGUAAUAUCUUCAUUUACAGAGUGUGCAUUAAAAUCCAUGCACCAUUCAGCCUUGCUGGAGAAAUGUCUUCAAAACUCACUAUUCUGCUUAAUUGUCACUUGCAAUCUGUUACCCAAUAAAAACCCCAAAUGUUGUCAUGCUUCAGUGGUCUUUCCCCUGACAUUAUUUUUGCACCCCUAAGAUUAUGAGAAGGACUGACUUCUGUGAUGUAGAAAUUUUGGACUAGAUCAGAAUGCUCCAGGACAAGGUGCCAAUGGUGUCUGGAUUUUAAUGAAUAUACUAAAAGCAAAUGCUACAAAUAUAUAUCAAGAGGGAGAAACAAUGCUGCGAUGACAGGAGUUACUUCAGGUUUGCUGAACACAAACCGCUUUUGCGAGUUGAUGCAAGCUCAAAAAGUAGCUUGGGAUGUGUGGCACAGAUCCAAAGUCCCUUUGUGUGUAGGACAAAACUGGUGUUGGAUUCCAACCAAAGUUAUCUAGCACACCUCCUUAAUAUUCAUUUUUGAAUGCUGUCAAUAACAUUUCUAUUUAUCUGCCAUGAUUAACAUUUUGUACUGUAAUGACAGCCACUACACUGUUUGGAAAUCAUCUUUUGCUCUCUAAUACAACAUGAUUCAAACUUUGUAUAGGCACCUAUCACUUAAAGUACUUGGCCCAGCAGCUGAGAUCCUACAGGUAGACCCUGUUGGCACAGAUAUAUAAACUGGCAAAAUGUUCAGCAAUGUUCUCUGCUGCUUAUCGGACUCACGUGUUGGCUACUCAAACAGAAAAACCCUUUUCAGACACAACAUUACCAAAGUACAAAAUUACACUAGGUAAUAAAAAGGCCUUGUACACUUUUCAAAACAUUUAAGUGGCAAGUAUAAAAUGCAUGGAUUACAUUUUUUGGAUAAGUGCUUCAAAUCCUUGAAUCAGAUUGUGAAAGCUUGUCCGCUCACCUGGGUCUUGAACCCAACACUUCCCCAUCAGUUGGUUAACCUAGUAAAUGAAAAGGGUACGUUAUGGCUUACACAUCGAAAGAUUCAGACAUUAAGUUUGUGUCUACAUAUACAAAUUGUGAUUAAAAGAGCUUUUUCCUGUGAAAGCUCAUAAACAUCAAGCUGAUGGGAAUUUGCUCAACACAAGACAAUGCAUAAUAAUUCUUAAUGCCUUACCUCUGGUGGGCAAUUUUUAGGACAUGGCAAACGUUUGCCUUCUCCUAAUACCCGCACAAGCCGUGUCACUGUCAUCUGGCCUUGAGUUGGUCCAAUCAUAUUCAGGAAUUCCUGUAAGUUAUGAAAACCCACGUUUAAUCUCAUUUCUCUAUUAGUAAAAGGGUACGGCUGGGCUGGGUGCAAGAGUCAAGGGAGAGGGUAGGAGUGGUGCCUGCUUGAUGACAAGGGCCCAAAGAUAGGUAGCAGAACCUUGGACUAUUGGUGUGGAGGUGGGUGAAGAGAGGUUAACGGUGGGGGGAAUAGUUGGGAUAUGUACAGUGGUACCUCGCAAGAUGAAUGCCUCGCAAGACGGAAAACUCGCAAAACGAAAGGGUUUUUCGUUUUUUGAGUUGCUUCACAAGACGAUUUUCCCUAUGGGCUUGCUUCGCAAGACGGAAACGUCUUGCAAGUUUGUUUCCUUUUUCUUAAUACAGUUGCAACUUGACUUCGAGGAGCAACUCAUAGAACGCGGUGUGGUAGCCUUUUUUGAGGUUUUUGAAGACUUUGGUGAUUUUUGAAGCUUUUCCAAAACUUUUCCGACACCGUGCUUCGCAAGACGAAAAAACUCGCGGAACGAAUUAAUUUCGUCUUGCGAGGCACCACUGUAUGCAUGCACAGCUGCCAUUCCAAAGACCAGCAAUGUUGGGUUGUACAUAGGUAGAAGGGGAGGGAGCAUGGGCACUGGGGUGGAGGGUUACGAUAAAUGGAAUGCAAACAAAAGCAAGCAAGUCAGCUUUGCUGUAGAGACCUAUGCGGAUUACAGAAACCUGGGGAGACAAACUGGCAGAAUCCAGGCUUCAGUUUAUUGAAUGAACCCCUCCUUCCCUCUUUGUUGACCUGUUGUGUCUAGCUAACCAAGGAUUGGGACGCCCAACCCCUUAGGAACAGUUUCACAUCUUUGCAAAGGAUGGACCCCUAAAAGUGAAAUUUCCCAAAAUAGAGAGGGUGUGUGUGUGUUAGUUACACAUCUUUGUCUCAUUAGACAAAAACGAGAACCAAGUGUCCUCCAGGUCAAGCUCAGCACAACUUUAAAGUACAGGGAGCCUGCGCUUGGAGAGUUUUAAAGGCACCCAAAGAGAAGUUUAAGAACUGGUAACCCAAUUUUAUAAUGACUAUAUCCAGUGCUUUUUUUUUUCCAGGAGGUACUCAAAGAGGUGCAGGUAGUGUAUACCCUUAACUGUAACAACUUCAUGGUGAGUACUGGCACCUAUUUGUCUAGAAAAAAAAGCACUUGCUAUAUAUAUCAAAUUGCUUUCUUAAGAUCCCUAGACAACCUAGAAGUAGUAAUGGUUCUCCUGUGAACAUAAAUAACUAGUUUCAAACAGAAAUCAUGGGACCAUCUAUAUAAAGUAUGAUCAUUUUCAUCAAAUAAAAGGUCUAUGUUCAUCCUUUCAUUUCAUCCCAACUUAAGCUUAGGAGUUUCAUAAGUGCUUCGGGGGUGGGGUGGGGAAAAUCAUUUUCAGACAGUGAACAACAUUCCCCUAAAUGCAGUGUUAUCCAUGUAUGCACACACUUAACUGCCCUGAAAUCUGGGACUUUUAAAGAUUAAGGGGUCCUUCCCCCCCCCCAUAAAGCACUUACACACACUUUACUCUUAUUUUGGAAGACAGCAUAUGGGAAAGAAGUUUUCCUUUCACAGCUACUUACUGCCAUUGGACUGCAUGCAGGAUCACAAUAGGUCAGUAGCUCAUAGAGGGUCACUCCAAAAGACCAAACGUCUGAAGCAAUGUAGAAUUUGCUCUGCAGUAAGCAUUCAGGAGCAUACCUGUAACCAUAUAACACUUUCAUUUACUUUGGGUACAACUGCGGCACAAAAAGCCAAAACUUACUUUGCAUCAUUAAAUAGUGGAAUUCUGGAUAGUGAUGUUGCCGUCGCAACAGAAACUACUAAGAUGACUCCAUAUGCUUCACACAAAAGUAUUAUGCAUCAAUUGAACAAACAAGAAACAAACAAAUAUUGAAAUAAUUAAAGGUAGGAGAAGAUUGUAAAGAGAAACAAAUAUCAAAGUAAGGACUAAUCUACACUGGUCAGUUAAAAACAUUAAAAACGUGUUAUAAAAAUGUGACACCAGAAGGCGCUGUAGAGCAGUGAGCCAUCGUCAAUGUAAAAUUGCAUUGAGAGCUUAUACUACUUUUUUAAUAGUGUUUUCCAGAUCAGUAUAGAUCCAGCCUAUGUCUGUUUUCAGGCAAAGACAACUAU
This is a messenger RNA of Podarcis lilfordi (Lilford's wall lizard), 45128 nucleotides long. The record is from the annotation of a GenBank genome assembly. NCBI's taxonomy places the organism in Eukaryota, Metazoa, Chordata, Lepidosauria, Squamata, Lacertidae.